Cydia amplana is the source of this 55269-nucleotide messenger RNA. RefSeq lists its product as uncharacterized. The transcript has 131 exons. The record is from RefSeq and is a predicted model, not a curated record. Bases 358 to 54942 code for a protein of 18194 amino acids. Lineage: Eukaryota; Metazoa; Arthropoda; Insecta; Lepidoptera; Tortricidae. Gene Ontology annotation, molecular function: peptidase inhibitor activity; calcium ion binding; zinc ion binding. Gene Ontology annotation, cellular component: extracellular region; nucleus.
CGCGGGGGCGUGCGCGAGCGCCGCAGCCUGCGACUUCGCGCUCAGUCAUUGUCCGACCAAAAACCUGGUCGUACGUCCAUCCGCCGAUCGGCCGUCGCUACUUCGUUUGUCGAGUGCCCGUUUUCCGAACGGUUUGCUCUGAUCCCUGGAGUGUGCGUGCAGUGAAGUGAUGGUGUGUUUUUAGCUGUACAGCAAACAGUGUAUCGCUAUAAAGUACCACAGUCCGGUGUGUUGCGAGUUCCACGGAGUUGUCUAACGGCUGUUCGCCUGCCGGCGAGGGAAGGCGGAUCGCUUCAACCGGGAGGAAUGAGCCCCGCACACCAUAGUCCCUACACUCACCGAUGAUCUCAAGAGACCAUGUAUAUAGACACCUUACCUCUAGUGGUUUGGACGCUUUUAGUCACAACGACACAUGUAGCGACAGAAGGCCAAUAUGGAAUAGGUUUAGGAAUAAAACGAGAAGUAUUUUUCUUAAAUUUAGAAGACGGCUAUUUUGGCUGUCAAGUAAACGAAUCAACACAAAUAUUACAAUUAUAUGAAUUAUCGAAAUUAUGCGACGGUGUGCCAGACUGCUAUAAAGCUUCCGACGAACUUAGGUCAGAGCUGAAAUGCACAGACGAUUGUACCAAAGAAGAUGGCGCGCAGUGUAUAAACGGAGCUUGCCUGAACGGUGUGUGCCAUUGUAAUGACGGUUUCGGAGGAUGCAAUUGCCAAGAAACCGAUGUAAACGAAUGCAAGGAACGGCCAUGUGAUGUUUUUGCUCACUGUACAAAUACGGUGGGUAGUUUCCAAUGUUCCUGUUUCCCAGGGUACGAAGGCGAUGGUUUUACUUGCAGAGAUAUAAACGAAUGUGAAGAUCCAGCAGUGGCAUCACGAUGUGUAGCAAACGCUGAGUGUUGCAAUUUGCCUGCUCAUUUCAUCUGCAAAUGCAAUCGUGGAUUCGAAGGAGAUGGCGAGGAAGAGUGCCGAGAUAUCGACGAAUGUCGACGACCUGGCGCUUGUGGAAUCAACGCUGUCUGCCAAAAUUAUCCGGGCAAUUACACGUGCGCCUGUCUAGCUGGUUACACUGGAAGUCCGUUCGAUGGUUGUGUGGACGUGGAUGAGUGCGCAAGCGGGUCGGCAUGCGGCGCAGGUGCGACGUGCAGAAACGUGGAAGGCGGGUUCGAGUGCAGUUGUCCCCCCGGCAGCGAGGGUGACCCGCGCGUCGCCUGUCAGGAGCUGGACGCGUGCGCACGUGCCCAGUGCGGUCGCGGAGCUAUCUGCCAGAAUCUGCCUGGCGCUUACCGCUGCGUCUGCCCGCCUGGUUUCCAAGGCAACCCAGAAGUAGGAUGCACUGACGUGGAUGAAUGUAAGAGUAGCAAGAAGGUUUGCGGCGACCACGCCGUGUGUACCAACACGGUGGGCAGUUACGUGUGCGCGUGCGAACCGGAGUACACAGGCGAUGCGCGCGCCCCACACGGCUGCCGCGACGUCGACGAAUGCGAAGCGCUGGAACGCCCAUGUGGCACGCACGCCGUCUGCGAGAAUGCUGCGCCCGGCUACAACUGCGUCUGUCCUCAAGGAUACAGAGCCAAACCUAACCCACAAGUCGCCUGUGAACAGAUCGACGUCAAUACUCUAUGUAAAUCUAAUUUUGACUGUACAAAUAACGCCGAGUGUAUAGAAGAUCAGUGUUUCUGUAAAGAGGGAUUCGAUGCAAAAGGAUCUGUUUGCGUUGAUGUUGAUGAAUGUGCUACAAAAACAUCGACUUGUGGAGAAAAUGCCAUGUGUAUUAAUACGCUCGGGUCAUACGAAUGUGAGUGCGCUACAGGAUUCGUAGGGUCACCACCGACAGUAAAAUGUCGCGCUCCGUGCGAUGAUGUGAAAUGUGGAGAUCAUGCCUUCUGCAAACCAGACGGCGCUGAAGCUUACUGCGUAUGUGACGAUGGUUGGACUUUCGAUCCCACAGAUAUAGCAGCCGGUUGUAUCGAUAUUAAUGAAUGUGACACCUCUGUUGGACCAGUCGGGCGCUGUGGUAUAAAUGCGAGAUGUUCAAACACAUUGGGUAGCUUCAUGUGCCAGUGUCCAGAAGGUUAUACUGGAAAUGCCUAUAAACAGUGCAUAGAUAUCGAUGAAUGCCAAACUGACGGAGCAUGCGGAGUUGGCGCUGAAUGUAUUAAUCGAGAUGGUUCAUACAGCUGUGAAUGCGCUGAAGGUACAGUGCCCGAUCCUGAUCCACGAGUACGAUGUGCUGAAAUUCUUUUAUGUAGAAAUAAUGAUGAAUGCCCCGGUAAUGCUAUAUGCGAUCAAAACUCAAGAUGUUUAUGUCCAGAUCCUAACGUUGGCAAUGAAUGCAGGCAUCCUUGCGAAACUUUACAUUGCGGUAGCAACUCCGAAUGCCUACUGACAGACCAAACAGCUCAGUGCACGUGUCGAAGUGGUUUCACUGGAAACCCGUCAUCUCUCGGAGGUUGUCAAGAUAUAGAUGAGUGUCUGUCUAAUCCAUGUGGCACUGGAGCUGUUUGUACAAAUUUACCUGGAAAUUUCCAAUGCGAAUGUCCUGGCAGUUUCCACGGGGACCCUUAUAUUGAUGGCUGCGUGCCAGGCAAAAUGCCAAGUGAAUGCAGUGACACUAAUCCUUGUCCUCUCGGCGAACAAUGUAUAUCACACGACGCAGAAAAUGUCUGCAUUUGCUCUCAAGGGUACAUUCGUAGUAAAGAAACGGGUUUGUGCGAAGACAUCAACGAAUGCACUCAACAUGGUCACUCCCCAUGUGGUCUAAAUGCAAUCUGUAAAAACCUACCGGGCAGUUACGAGUGCAAAUGCCCCUCGGAAUAUAGUGGAAACCCUUACAACCUAUGUGAAAUGUGCAAUGAUAUUAACUGCCAAUGCCAGCCACCAUACAAAGUUGUAAAUGGUCAUUGCGUUCUAUCAGGGUGCUCAAAAGAUAAAAAAUGCGGGAAGGGUGCCGAGUGCAUAGUUAUUUCAGACGGAGUAAGUUACUGUGCUUGCCCUGCCGGAUUUUCUCAAACUCUCGAUGGUUCAUGCGAAGAUAUAAACGAAUGCACUGCUGGUCAGCCUGUGUGCGGAAUCGGCGCGGAAUGUAUGAAUACAGCGGGUUCUUUUAUUUGUAAAUGUCCUCCAGGUUAUGGUCAAGACAUCACUACUGGGCAUUGUAGCAUAAAUCAAAAACGAUGUAUUAGUGAUUCUGAUUGCUUUUCUAAUGAAAAAUGUAUCGAACCUGGGAAAUGUGUUUGCCCGCCGCCAUUUUAUCUAGACGUAACUGACGGUCAAAAGUGCAAAAGUCCAUGCGAGAGGUUUACUUGUGGAAUCAAUGCAAAGUGUACACCUAGUGACCCACCUAGGUGUAUGUGUAUGGCGGGAUUCGAGGGAGAUCCAUAUACAGGUUGCACUAACAGAAAUGAAUGUCAUAGCGCUCCCUGUGCAUACGGUGCGAUAUGUCACGACAAAAAGGGUGGUUUUCAAUGCGAAUGUCCUCAAAAUAUGAUUGGGGAUCCUUAUAAAACCGGAUGUAGCGUCGAGGAAGAGCCGACACAAAAACAACUUUGUAGCUCAGACAAUGAAUGUCCGAACACGCUAUCAUGCUUGAACCACACUUGCCUAUCACCUUGCGGCAGUGUUUCUUGUGGGCCUAAUGCGUUUUGUGAAGUCGAUAAUCACGCAGCAUGGUGUCGCUGCAAUCCCGGAUACACUAAACCUGAAGGUGGAAAGUGCAUAUCCGGUUGCGAUUCGUUCUCAUGCGCUUCUCGUGCAAAAUGUAUUAUAUCGAAGUCAGGGGCAACAUGUGUGUGCCCUGAGGGUAUGGUAGGAAAUCCAUUCCCGGGGGGCUCUUGCAGAAGAGACGUUUGCGGGCCGGGUGCUCCGUGUGAGGAGCCCAUGUCUUGUGUGGCGGGGCGUUGUCGCCAGCGAUGUGAAGGCGUAGUAUGCGGAGUAGGCGCCUCGUGCAAUGAACAAAGUGGAAAAUGCGUUUGUAAUGAUUUCUUUGUCGGAAACCCUGAUUUGCUAUGCAUGCCACCUAUUUCACCACCAACCUGCGAACCAGGAUGUGGGGAUAAUGCACAUUGCGUUUACGGACUUUCAAACGCUUGUAAGUGUAACAAAGGUUAUACUGGAAAUCCGUAUAUUAAAUGCCUCCCUCGGAGACAAAUAACUUGUGCUAAAGCAUCUUGCGGUCGGAACGCUGUGUGUCAACAAACACGAUCACAUGUCGAGUGCCUCUGCCCACCAGGUUAUAUUGGAAAUCCAAAUCUACAAUGCAUUGAUAUAGAUGAAUGUAGCUCUAAACCAUGUGCUGAGAAUGCAAUUUGCAUCAAUACCCCCGGAAGUUUCAGUUGUAUUUGCAAAAGCCACUAUGUGGGUAAUCCGUACGAACUUUGUUCGCAUGUAUCCAUUUCUAAGUGUACCGAAGGCAACAGUUGCACUUGUACUCAUAAUGCUACUUGCCCAGAUGGAUACAUAUGUGAAAGAUCCAGAUGUGUCGAUGCUUGUCGCAAAAUGUCUUGUGGUCUGAAAUCAAUAUGUGAAGAAGGCAUUUGCCAUUGUCUACCCGGAUAUACAGGAAAUCCCAACAACUUGCAACAUGGGUGUGUUCCCGAUAAUAAGUGUAUGACAGAUGGUGAUUGCAAAGACACCGAAAUAUGCUUUCAGGUAGCAAAAAGUGUAAGAAAAUGCGUGGAUUCUUGCAGUAAGUUGCAAUGUGGACCUAAUUCAUUGUGUGUUAGCUCCAAUCAUCAAGCUCAUUGUUUAUGUGCUGAAGGGUACGUGGGUAAAGCAAAUGACGUUAAAUCUGGUUGCUAUUUAGAGCAUGGCGAACCAAAUGUAAUGGAAUGCAAUGGACACAGCGACUGCACAGAUCCACAACUUUGCAUGCCCGUGGAUGAAUCUACGAAUAGGUGUAUAGAUUUAUGUUCAACUAUAGCUUGCAGCGCUAACGAAGUGUGUAGAGUGAUAGACAAUAGUGCACGGUGUGAUUGCAAAGAUAAUUUCCGUUGGAAUCCUGUAACUUCUAUUUGUGAGCAACCAUCUACUCCAAGCUGUGAAAAAGAUGAUGACUGCGACAACAACAAGUCAUGCCAAAAAGAUGAACUCGGUGUAAGGAAAUGUUUUGACAAUUGUUUGGCAUUUAGUUGCCCUCAGAAUUCAAAAUGUAUAACUAGACGCCAUAAAAGUCAAUGCGAGUGUUUAUCGGGUUUUAUAGGAAAUCCCAAUGACCGUGAUGGAUGUUUACCUAUCAAUAAAAACCAAUGCGUCGAUGAUGCACAAUGUCGAGAAAAUGAGAUUUGUAAAUAUGUUGGUUCUAUUAAAAAAUGUACAUCAGCUUGUCAACAAAAAAUUUGCGGUCCGAAUGCUAUCUGCGUUACCAAUAACCAUGCUGCAAAAUGUCAGUGUCCAUCUGGUCCCUUUACCGGCAAUCCCGAUGAUCUAGAAAAAGGGUGUCAAUCAGUUCCAUGCAUAUAUAACACGGAUUGCUUAACCCACGAAUUGUGUAACCGUAUGAUACAUACUUGUAUGAAUGCAUGUGCCGAGGAUUCUUGUGGUGAUAAUGCUGUAUGUAUAGCAGAGAAUCAUAAAAUAAGUUGUCAAUGCCCAAGUGGUUAUAAAGCGGAUCCACUACCAGAGGUUAAUUGUAGAAAGAUAGAGGUCUGCAAUCCAAACCCUUGUCAUCCAACUGCCAUCUGCGAGCCACAUCUUACAUCCUACACAUGUAAAUGUCCUGUUGGAUUGACAAGUGACAAAACAGGAGUAUGUAGAGUUCAAGACGAUUGUCAUAAUGGUGAUGAUGACUGUCCGUUAGAAGCAACUUGCGUCGCAGGACGAUGUGUAAAUCCAUGUGACGGAGCAUGUGGUAUAAACUCUCUGUGUAAAAUUGUAGAUAGAAAACCUAUAUGUUUAUGUCCCGAAGGUUAUGAAAACAUUCAAGGCGGUAAUGCUUGCAAGAAAAAGUUGCUAACCUGUGAUAAUGAUGUUCAUUGCGACGGGGAUGUGUGUUAUAAUGGACAGUGUUUAACGGCUUGUAAAAACUCCAGCCAAUGCGAUAAAGGAGAUAUAUGCCUAAAGAAUUUUUGUAUGACUCAAUGCGCAAAGCAUUCUCAAUGUGGCAUUGGACUAGCAUGCGUAGGUGGACAAUGUUUAGUUGGCUGCAGAGUUAAUGACGACUGUGCCAGCGAAGAAUCUUGCAUAAACAACAAAUGUGUUAAUCCAUGUCUUGCAACACGAGUGUGUGGUCCGAAUGCUAUUUGUUCAAGAAUUAAUCACAGUACAAAAUGUGAAUGUCCACUCGGAUUUGAAGGAACACCAUCUCCUCAACAAGGCUGUGUACGGAUACCAAGUGCAUGUAGUAGAACAUCCGAAUGUCCACCAGAUCAUAUGUGUAUUGGAUUUCUGUGCCAAGUGCCUUGUCAAGAUAACUCUGGGUGCGCGAUUGGUGAGAAAUGCAGCGAUAACAAAUGCCACAAAAUCUGCCACUCCAGUGGCAACUGUUUGCAUGGAGAACAUUGCAGUUCUGGAUUAUGUAUACCUGGCUGCAAUUCAGAUGCAGAUUGCCUUAGUAACCAAAGUUGUAAAUCAGCAACAUGUAAAUGCUUACCUGGUUUUAAAAUAAAUACUGACGAAUGUAUUAAUAUCAAUGAAUGUUUAGACAAUCCGUGCCAUCCAUCAGCUCAGUGUGAAGACACAAUAGGGUCUUUCAAAUGUAUUUGCCCAACUGGAGCAAUCGGUGAUCCUUAUAAAACUGGAUGUAUACUACCAAACCAGUGUAGACGAGAUGAACAAUGUGACAGUUUACUUGCUUGUAUACGAGGAAAAUGCCAGAAUCCUUGUCAGACUAAAGCAUGCGGGUUGAAUGCAAUGUGUUCAGUUUUAAACCAUAGAGUUGCAUGCUCUUGCAAAAAAGGAUAUCUCGGCAAUCCACUAGACAAAAAUAUUGGAUGUUUCAAAGUGGAAUGUGUCGAUAGCUCAGAUUGUACCAGUGAAAAAUAUUGCAAUAGUAGAAGUAACAAAUGUUCCGAUAAAUGCGAUGAUUCAGCAUGUCAUGGGGGUACGUGUAAAAUUAUAAAUCAUAAAUCAACGUGUACUUGCCCAAUAGGAUUUAAUUUGAAUAAUAAUGCCUGUGAGGAUAUUAACGAAUGCCUGAACAAUCCUUGCCCCAUAAAUUCAGAUUGCGAAAAUUCACAUGGAUCUUAUGCAUGCAAAUGCAUUAAUGGAACAAUAUUAGACACAAGUAAAGGCAUUUGCAAACUACCCGGCGAUUGUUUUUCAAAUAAUGACUGCUCGGAAAAAACUACGUGUAUUAACAGUCAAUGCAUCAACCCCUGUCAAAAAUCAUCACCAUGCGGUGAAAAUGCGCAGUGUAUCGUGGAAUCACAUAAUGCUAUUUGUGAGUGCCUGCCAAAUAGCCAAGGGGAUCCUUACAAGAAAUGCACUAGAUUCGAAUGUACAAAAGAUACCGAUUGUUCGUCAGAAGAAGCAUGCGUCAACUACAAAUGUGUAAACUCUUGUAGUAUUCCACGAGCUUGCGGCAGAAAUGCUGAUUGUCUUUCCAGGAGCCAUAUCGGACAUUGUUCGUGUUCACCUGGCUAUACUGGGGACCCAGUGCUUGGGUGCGUCCCAAUACAGUACUGCACUGAUGACAGCAGAUGUUCUUCUGGCACUAAAUGUGUCGAUAAUUUGUGUGUCGGUUUAUGUAAAAGUUCAAGGGAAUGUUUAAGUGAUCAGGUUUGUAUUCAAGGAACAUGUCGAUUAACCUGCAACUCGAAUAAUACCUGCCCAGAUUUUCAAUUUUGCUUAAAUAGAGUUUGCACAAAGGAAGUUCAGUGCAUGGCCGACGAUGAUUGUGGUGAAGAUGAAAAAUGUUCUGUAAGCCGAAAUGGAAUUCCGCAAUGUGUCAAAGUAUGUGACGGACAUCCAUGUGGACGGCAAGCUAACUGUUUAGGUCAAGUUCAUAAGCCCGUUUGCUCAUGUAAAACUGGGUAUUAUGGAGAUCCACAACAAAGUUGUAAAAGAAAACAAUGUGAUAUUGAUAAUGACUGUACGGAUGACAAAUUGUGUGAUAAGAAUAUGUGUAAAAUAGCCUGUCUGAUGAGUAACGACUGUGGAGACAAUUCAGUUUGUUCAUCUGAAAAUCAUAAAGGUGUAUGUUAUUGCCAACCCGGGUAUACUGGCGAUCCCUACAGAGGUUGCAUGGAAAUUAAUUGGUGCGAAUCUAAUACUUGUGGGAGUGGAGCUGAAUGUAAGAACACACGAAACAGUGCGCUAUGCACAUGUCCUACCGGAACAGUUGGCAAUGCUUAUGAGGAAGGAUGUCGUAAAGCACAAGAAUGCCGAUAUAAUAGAGAUUGCCCAGCUGCCGCUCGCUGUACUGUUACUGGUGCUAUAAGCAAAUGUACAGAUGCAUGUGAAAACAUAAAAUGCGGAAAAAAUUCAGAAUGUGUUGCCGUUCGACAUAUGGGACAAUGUAAAUGUAGAACAGGGUAUGUAGGAAAUCCUAAUCCUCCAAAUGGAUGUAGCCCUCGUGAAAUUACAUGCACUGGGAAAACAGACUGUCCUGAUGACAAAUAUUGCCAUAAAGCAAUUUGUAAAGCUCUCUGUCUUUUGGAUGAAGAAUGUGGUUCAUCGGAGAAAUGCAUUACUGGUCAAUGUUUGGAUCCAUGUCAGGUGGAAAAAAGCUGCGGUUUGAAUGCUAUCUGUCGCUCUGAAAAUCACGUGGUGCAAUGUAGCUGUCCACAUGCAUUUACCGGAAAUCAAGAUGUAGAAUGUGUUCGAAUUCCCCGUUUAUGUGGUGGCGCUGGAGAAUGUGAAAAUGGUCAUAUGUGUCAUGAUUCAAUGUGCGUUCCUCGAUGUAAAGUGGAUGAAGAAUGUGCACUUAAUGAACGGUGUUCCAAAGGAGCUUGUUUGUUAACGUGCAGAGUCGAUAAUGACUGCUUCUUAGGACACAUAUGCUUAGAAAACACUUGUCAAUACGGAUGCAGGCAUGACGAAGAUUGUGGUCCUGAUGAAAUUUGCAAAAACAAUUUUUGUGAAAACCCAUGUGCCAGUAACAUAAAUCCAUGCGGACCCAAUGCACUUUGCUCUGCAGUGGACAGGAAAGCACUCUGUUCGUGUCCUGACGGUCUUAUACCAAACCCAACACCCAAUAUAGCAUGCGUGCGAACGCCCACAUUACAGUGCCGCAUGCAUACAGAUUGUUCUGCUGGUUGGAGGUGCGAGGACGACCGUUGCCGGCCGGCUUGUACGCUUGACGGCUCUGAGUGCCUGCAGGGCGAACGGUGUGACGCCGGGGUGUGCCGUUACGCGUGUACUUCCGACGAGCAAUGCUCAGACGACGAAGUAUGUGAUGGCCGCUUGUGCGUAACAGGGUGUAAAACAGAUUCUCACUGCGCAAACAAUCUUGCGUGCAUAUCAGGACAAUGUAGUGAUCCAUGCACUGAACCAGCUACAUGCGGUUCGAACGCUUUAUGCACAACUAAAGAUCAUCGCCCUGUUUGUAGUUGUCCAUCAGCAUUAGUUGGAGACCCAAGAACGGUUUGUAGGAGAGAAAUGACUCCUUGUGAUCGAAAUAAAAAUUGUGCAGAUGGAUUUAGCUGUUACGGCGACACUUGUCAUCCAUCUUGUAGAAGUGACGUCAUAUGUUUAUCUAACGAAAAGUGCAUUCGGGGAAUAUGCCGAGUUGUAUGCAAUAGUGACGAAGCGUGUAGCGAUGGACAAAUUUGUGAAAACAGAAUUUGUAAACAAGGCUGCAGAGAUGACAACGCUUGUGAUGAAUCUCAAGCCUGUUUCAACGGCCAAUGUAAAGAUCCAUGCAAGGAAAGCCGUUUAUGUGGCAUUUGUUCAGAGUGCAAUGUUUUAAAUCAUCGAGCACAAUGUAGUUGCUCCAGAAAUUUCACCGGUAAUCCUUUGGUGGAAUGUAAAAGAAAACAAGUGCAGUGUGAUGGAUAUUGUCCAUGCGAUGACAGUGGAUAUUGUAUAUCCCUAUGCGAUGAUAAUUUGGAUUGUUCAUGUGGAGAAAAAUGUGUUGACGGCGGUUGUCGAUCAUUAUGCUCAUCGAAAAACAAAUGUCCUCAAAGACAGAUAUGCGUUAAAGGUGCAUGCAUUGCUGGGUGCAACAAUGACAGAGAUUGUGGAGAUGACAUGUUAUGUUCUGCAAAACUUUGUCAGCCGGCUUGCCAAGAAAAGUCUUGUGGGAAAAAUGCAGUUUGUUUACCGACCCACCAUCGAGCCGUAUGUAAUUGCCCUAGCGGAUUUUCAGGUGAUCCAUUAAGCGAGUGUAAUGCUUACGAGUGUCAGCACGACGAAGAAUGUGGUGCCGAUGAAGUAUGCCUGGAAGAAGGAAAAUGUAAAAAUGUAUGCGUAGGCGCAUGCGGAAUCAAUGCUAUCUGUCGUGCAAUGAACAGAUUACCACAGUGCUCUUGUCCGCCAAAUUAUUUAGGGAACCCUAAAUUUGAAUGUUCUAAGCCAGCAGCCGGCAGCUGCUUGCGCAAUCCUUGCGGAAUAAAUGCUCGUUGCCGGGAUUUGGACGAUGGUAGUUACGAGUGUACAUGCCCGCCAAACUGCGCUGGUGACCCACAAAAACAGUGCUUCUGUGGUGCUAUGGAGCCCUGCGCAUACAAAGCGUGUGGGACGAAUGCGCAGUGUCGUAUUGGGCAUAAUAAGGAAGCUCAAUGUUACUGCCCACGCAACUACCCUAACGGUGACCCAAAUAUAGAAUGUUCUCAAGAGCGUAGUGUAGUUGACUGUCGAACAACUGGUUGCGGAAUCAACGGAGAAUGUUUGAGAGAAGGAGCAGAGUUUGUUUGCCAUUGUAUUCCUGGCACGGAAGGACAAGCAGAUAUUGAAUGCCAUACUAGUAUCGAAUGUACGAGCGAUAAGGAGUGUCCACUGGACAAGGCCUGCCUGAGCUUGCAUUGCGUGGACCCUUGCACUGUUCGCGGCGCGUGUGGUGAAGAUGCGCUGUGUGAGUCGGUGGCGCACCGGCCGCAAUGCUCGUGCCCACAGUGUUACGUAGGGCAGCCACGCGUGGCCUGUCGGCCCGAUCCAGCCUGCACACCAUCAUCAGAGCCAAACUCUACAUUCACAUGUUCUCCAACUAAGUCUUGCCCGCCUCGAUUGGCAUGCGACUUUGAUGCAGGCCAGUGCCGAAAUCCAUGCCUGAACUACCAAAACUGUCGUAGAAACCAAAAGUGUGAAGUUAGAAAUCACGAACCCGUUUGCGUUUGCCGCAAUGGAUUUGCAUUAAAUGAUAAGGGAGAAUUAACUUGCGCACCGGAAGAUGCAGAAUGUACACGGGACGAACAAUGUCCUUCUAAUGCGGCAUGUCGUAAUUCCAAGUGUGUGAAUCCCUGCUUGGCGUCAAAGGAACCCAUGUGUCCAAAGGGAAAACAAUGCGAAGUCGUGGAGCACAACGCUAUCUGCGUGUGCAUCGAAGACUGUCACACCGCAGUAUCAAUAUGUUUACGAGACAAUGGGUGUCCGCAAAACUUGGCGUGCAGAGACUUCGAAUGCAGAGACCCUUGUAAAGGCGCUUGCGGUGGUGCUCCAUGUUCAGUAGAAGACCACCAUCCAGUUUGCAAGUUCUGUCCUAAAGGAUUCACACACGAUCAAAAUCAUGGCUGCAUUAAAGCGUUAGAAUGCACUUCGGAUGAACAAUGCGCGCCGAAUCUGGCGUGUGCAGGUGGGCGCUGUGUCAGCCCGUGCGAGCGUGGCGGUCCUUGCGCCUCUGGCCAACACUGCGCCGUUUCCAACCAUCAACCCGUCUGCUCUAGAGGGCCUGUUACAAAUUGUGCACACUGUCGUCCAGGAGUACCUUGCGACCCAUUUUCAGGGGCCUGCAUGGAAACAUCACCUGGGACACCUAAGGCACCAGAACCAUGUCAAUCUGACCGAGACUGUAUACAGACAGAAGCCUGCUUUAUGGGACUGUGUCAAAACCCCUGUGGGUUUAACAAUGUUUGUGGUAUUGGAGCCAAUUGCCACCCUAUCAAGCAAAGACCGAUGUGUUCAUGUCCCGCUGGACAAGACGGAGAUCCUGCUGUUAAAUGUUCACCUAAAAUAACCGGUUGCACUAGAAACGAAGAUUGUCUCAUCACCGAGGCUUGUAUAAAUAAUGCAUGUCAACUCCCAUGUGCCAUACACAACCCAUGCGUGCCGAACGCGGCCUGUAUAAAUACGAAUCAUGGCUCCGACUGCAGCUGCCUUCAAGGUUUUCAAGGAAACGGAUAUGUUGGAUGUGUGCCAGUUAUUGACUCAUCGUCAGUAUGUCAAUAUAAUGAAGAUUGUCCACCACAUCUGCUGUGCGAUAGAUUAAAUAGAGUCUGCAUUAACCCCUGCUCCGCAAACAAAUGCGGUGAUAACGCCGAAUGCGUCCCAUCAAACCAUGGUAUUCAAUGCCAGUGUCUUGAAGGAUACACGGGUAACGCUUAUUUGGAAUGUUAUCAAGUACAAGGAUGUAGGUCCGAUAAUGAAUGUGCAAAUUCCGAGGCUUGCAUAAACGGUAGAUGUGAUUCGCCUUGUAGAUGUGGCAUUAAUGCUAUUUGCGAUGUUAUAAACCACCGAGCAUCUUGCAAAUGUCUACCAGGAUACAAUGGAAAUCCCAUGCUAGGAUGUGAUCCUCCAGUAAACCCAUGCAUCCCAAAUCCAUGUGGAAUUAAUGCAUUGUGUGAGAUCGACAACGGAAAUCCCAUAUGCUACUGUCCUAAAGGAUCGACUGGCAACCCGUUCAAGAAUUGUAUACCAGAAGGUAAUGAAUGUGAGCCCAACCCCUGUGGGCCAAACUCAGGCUGUCGGUUAAUAGACAACAAACCAGCUUGUUUCUGUCUUCCAAAUUAUGAAGGAAAUCCCCCUAGACAAACUUGUAGACUACCAAGUAAUCCCUGCAAUCCUUCACCUUGUGGACCGAAUACCCAAUGUACUGUAUUAUCAAAUGGCUUUGCAAAAUGCACUUGCCUACAAGGUUUUAUUGAAAGCCCCAAUACAGUAAGAGGUUGUAUAGAGGCUCGUAAUCCUUGCGAUCCAAACACGUGCGGAUCAGGCGCACGUUGUGACCCUAACAGGAUCCCUGCAUGUUACUGCCCUGAAAAUACUAUUGGCAACCCCUACAAAUCUUGUAAUCCACAAGGAUAUUUGCCACCUGAUACCACUUUAUGCAAUCCAAGCCCUUGUGGCGCGAAUGCUGACUGCUACGUAAGCAGUAACCGAGAAAUGUGUUUCUGUAAGUCUGGCUAUAGUGGAGAUCCAUAUGUUGAUUGUCAAGCUCAACGUAAUCCCUGCACACCAAAUCCAUGUGGACCGCAAGCUAUUUGUAAUGUCAACUAUGAUGGUCAAGCUUCUUGUACUUGUGCAGGUGGUAGCACUGGUAAUCCAUACGGUGUUGAAGGCUGUCUUUCACGAGAAUGCGAAGUAGAUGAUGAGUGCUCCGCUAAUAGAGCUUGCAUUGGAUAUACGUGUAGGGACCCUUGUCCAGGUGCUUGCGGUUUAAAUACUAAAUGCCAUGUUGAAUCCCAUCGUCCAGUGUGCGUAUGUGAAGAUGGACUAAUAGGGAAUCCUUUACUCUGCUGCUUGCCUCCGGAAUCUCACAAGGCGAUAUCACCAUGUAACAAGGUGCAGUGCGGCAUUAAUGCAAUUUGCCAGGAUAACGGAAAUGAAGCUCAGUGCUACUGCCCAACGGACUUCAUCGGGGAUCCAUAUGUUGAAUGCAAACUAGAAUGUACAAUGAAUUCAGAUUGCCCAUCGAACGAAGCGUGUGUCAAUAAUAAGUGUGCUGACCCUUGUUUAACUAAAAAUGUUUGUGGUCUAAAUGCAGUUUGUCUCUGCUCCGAUCACACUGUAUCAUGUUUAUGUCCAGAUGGUUAUAUAGGGGAUCCGUUGGUUCAAUGUACCUAUCGACCCAUUAUCAUUCCGUCUGAUAACACUACGGCACAGCCAUGCACUCCGAACCCUUGUGAUCCGAACGCUCCAUGUGAUACUUAUGGGAAUCAAUUUGCAAUUUGCGAUGUUUGCUUGGGACCGGACGCUGUUAGUAAUCCAUCAUGCAGGCCAGAAUGUGUCCUUAACUCAGAUUGUGCAUUUGAUAAGGCAUGCUUAAAGAAUAAGUGUGUAGAUCCAUGUCCUGGUUCGUGUGGUAUGAACACCGAUUGUACUGUUUAUCGACAUGAUCCGAUAUGUCGAUGUAUUAAGGACUUUGAAGGAAAUCCUUAUGAAUAUUGCAAACCCACAACCAGACCUAUUGAAGCGACAACUUGUGACAACAUUCAAUGUGGAGCUAACGCUUUUUGCCAGGAUUCUUAUGGAGUACUAAGUUGUCAAUGCCUACCAAAUUUCUAUGGCAAUCCUCAGUUGUCAUGUCGUCCUGAAUGUGUUGUUAACAGCGAUUGUGCUACUAAUCUAGCCUGUCUUAACAAUAAAUGUGAAAAUCCAUGCAAAGAUGUUUGCGGUAUAAGAGCCCAAUGCGAUACUGUUAACCAUCACGCAAUAUGCUACUGCUCACCAGGUGAAACGGGCGACCCUUACGUAAGAUGUCAGCCUGUUAUUGAAUCUCCACCAUCGCACCACGUGUGCGACCCUUCGCCUUGUGGGCCAUACAGUCGUUGUCUUGUCUCACCAACCGGAUUCCCAGUUUGCUCGUGUUUGCCAGGCUACAGAGGAGUCGCACCAAUGUGUCAGCCAGAAUGCGUCAGUAACUCAGAUUGUCAACAAACAGAGACAUGUGUCAAUCAGAAAUGUGUCAACCCAUGCCUGGGUAGCUGUGGCGUCAACGCAGAUUGUAUAGUUGUAAAUCAUAAUCCUAUAUGUGCUUGUGGACGUGAUAAGACUGGGGAUCCUUUUGUUGCUUGUGGAGAGAUGGAACCUAUCGAUACUGUACCAAAAAAUCCUUGUGUGCCUUCUCCUUGCGGGCCUAAUUCCAUAUGUGAAAUUAAAUCUAAUCAUCCCGUCUGCUCAUGUAGCUCCAACUAUGUCGGAACUCCUCCAUUCUGUAGACCGGAAUGUGUAAUAAGCCAAGAAUGCGCGUCUAAUCAAGCGUGCAUAAACGAGAAAUGCGCGGAUCCGUGUGUUGGCGCUUGUGGAAAUAAUGCCAAGUGCGACGUCGUUAACCAUACGCCUCUGUGUAGUUGUCUCGAGGGCUACAGGGGAGACGCUUUUAUUGGAUGUGUUAUAAUAGUUAAUGAACCACCGACACCUUGCAAUCCUUCACCUUGUGGAGAAAAUACUAUAUGCACAGUAGUGAAUGACGUAGCUCGAUGCUCAUGUAUACCGCCAAAUAUCGGAAACCCUUACGCAGGUGGUUGUCGACCAGAGUGUACCAUGAACCCAGACUGUCCUAAUAACUUAGCCUGUUUAUCCAAUCACUGUCGGGAUCCUUGCAGAGACUUAUGCGGAUUAAACGCUGAAUGCAGUGUCACCAACCAUGUGCCGGUUUGCACUUGUUUCAAAAACCAUGAAGGUGAUCCGUUCUCAUCCUGUCGACCAGUUACUGUAACUCAUCCUCCUUUAAAUCCUUGUGAACCUUCGCCAUGCGGUCCUAACAGUGAAUGCCAAGUGGUGAACCAGCGAGCGGCGUGUUCAUGUCGUGUAGGUUACCUCGGAUCGCCUCCUGCUUGUCGCCCGGAGUGCUCUGUCAACUCAGACUGCCCAUCUACAAGAGCCUGCAUAAAUCAAAAAUGCAAGGAUCCCUGCAUACACAGCUGUGGUCUUGAUGCCCGCUGUCAUGUAGUUGGACACAAUCCGAUCUGCACAUGCCCGGAAAACCAGCCCGAAGGCGAUCCGUUCAUUAAAUGUUACUGGAAGAGUAAGCUGCCGCCAUCUCCUCAUCCAGAUCCAUGUUUACCUUCGCCAUGUGGGCCUCAUUCUACGUGUGCCAGUGAAAGCGGUCGUGCUGUGUGCGCCUGCGAACCUGGCACCUUAGGCGCGCCGCCUUCGUGUCGCCCUCAAUGCGUCAUCAAUCAAGACUGUCCUCUAGCUCUAGCCUGCCUCGCCGGGUCUUGUGUCAACCCUUGCGUUGGCUCUUGCGGAUUCAAUGCACGGUGUAUUGUGCAAAAUCAUCAACCUAUUUGUUCCUGCGAUGAUGGAUAUUCCGGUGAUCCAUUUGCUGGCUGCAGUUUCAUUGAAGUUGCAAAAGAGAUACCAAGUCAUCCUUGCAACCCAUCGCCAUGUGGACCCAACGCCAUUUGUCGAGAAAGAAGUGGCGCUGGUUCUUGCACUUGUAUAGAUGAAUUUUACGGAGAUCCAUACCUUGGUUGUCGCCCUGAAUGCGUAAUGAAUACUGAUUGCGCAAGACACAAAGCCUGCUUUAACAAUAAAUGUGUGGACCCAUGCCCUGGUACUUGUGGGCAAAACGCUGAAUGUAGAGUGACCAACCACGCACCCUCAUGUUACUGCUUGACUGGAUAUAUUGGGAACCCUCUUCAUGCAUGUUCUCCUAUUACGAUUUCGCCAGAACCUGUGGAUCCGUGCCACCCUUCCCCUUGUGGCCCUUAUAGUACAUGCCGUACAUUUAACGGGCAUGCUGUUUGUACAUGCCUAGAAAAAUGUAUUGGUUCUCCACCAAAUUGUCGGCCUGAAUGUAUUGCCACAUCCGAUUGUCGACCUAACAAAGCGUGUAUCAAUCAAAAAUGCCAAGACCCGUGCCCUGGUAUGUGUGGUAUUAAUGCGCAAUGUCAAGUGGUCAACCAUAAUCCAAUAUGUAGCUGUUUGAGUGGUUUUACUGGCGAUCCAUUUUCAAGAUGUUACAUUGAUGAAAGGCCACCUGCGCCUCCGAUAGAUGUUUGUAUACCAAACCCAUGCGGUCCAAAUUCUCAAUGUAAAGAGAUAAAUGGUGUACCUGUAUGCUCGUGUUUGAAUGACUACGUGGGUCGUCCUCCUAACUGUAGACCAGAGUGUGUUAUUGAUGUGGAAUGUCCUGGAAACCUAGCUUGCCUUGCCGAAAAAUGUAGAGAUCCAUGUCCGGGUUCAUGCGGAGUGCAUGCUACUUGCACUGUUGUUAAGCACGUACCGGUAUGUUCUUGUGAACAAGGAUAUACGGGAGAUCCAUUUUCGGGAUGCUCAUUCAUACCCAAUAUAGAGCCUCAGGUUCAAGAAAGCCCAUGUCAUCGUUCUCCUUGCGGAACAAACGCUAUCUGUAAAGAAAGAAAUGGUAUCGGAUCCUGCUCAUGCCUUCCAGAAUAUUACGGAGACCCAUACGUUGAAUGUAGACCAGAAUGUGUAUUAAACUCUGAUUGUCCUAAAGACAAAGCUUGUUUCAAUAACAAGUGUAAAGAUCCAUGCCCAGGAGUUUGCGGUAUGAAUGCUGAAUGCCGUGUGCACAAUCACGCUCCUUCUUGUGCAUGUUUACCAGGAUACGAAGGGAAUCCGUUUUCAUCUUGUUAUAUCGGAAAGAUUGAUCCAAUUGACCCUUGUGUGCCUUCUCCAUGCGGGCCUUCUAGCGUGUGCCGUGUAAGCGCUGGCCAUGCAAUAUGUUCAUGCCAAGACCAGUACUUUGGGUCCCCACCUUCUUGUCGUCCAGAAUGCAUGGUCAGCAGUGAGUGUAUGCCUAAUAAGGCAUGUAAAAAUCAGAGAUGUGCAGAUCCAUGCAUUGGGGCAUGUGGAAAUAAUGCAAAAUGCACUGUUGUAAAUCACAAUGCAUUAUGUAGCUGUCCAACAAAUUAUAUAGGGGACCCAUUUGUACAGUGCACGGAAGCACCAAAAUCACAACCAAGACCGCUGGGAAAUCCCUGUGUACCUUCUCCUUGCGGACCAAAUUCCCAGUGCCGUGUGGUAGGAGAAACGCCUGCGUGUUCUUGUCUGCAAGGAUACAUCGGUAGAGCACCUAAUUGCCGACCUGAAUGUAUAUACGAUGAAGAGUGUUCUAGUAACCUUGCGUGUGUUCGGGAAAAAUGUGUCAAUCCAUGUGCGGGCUCUUGUGGCACAAAUGCAGAAUGCGUUGUAAUAAACCACAAGGCUGUUUGUCAUUGUUGGGAGGGUUACACUGGUGAUCCAUAUGGAGGUUGCCACUUUUUCGUUAUUGUGGCGAGCGAAGAGGAAACAAACCCAUGUUCUCAGUCACCCUGCGGCCCUAAUGCUGUAUGCACAGAAAGAAAUUCUGCUGGAGCAUGUACAUGUUCUCCUGGAUAUUUCGGAGAUCCAUAUCUUGGGUGUCGACCAGAAUGUGUGACAAAUAAUGAUUGUCCAUGGGAUAAGGCUUGUUCGAAUAAUAAAUGUACGGAUCCAUGCCAAGGAGCCUGCGGCAUUAAUGCGCAAUGUACGGUUGCCCAUCAUAAUCCCGUAUGUUUGUGCCUAGAGGGUUAUGAAGGCAAUCCCGUAGUUUCCUGUCAUCCUCGACUAAUACCGCCAACUACCAUUUUAAAUCCAUGCAUGCCUUCUCCGUGUGGAACAUACAGCCACUGCAAGGUGGUCGACGGUCAUGGCGUGUGUUCAUGUCAGGAAGGUUAUGUUGGGUCGCCGCCCACAUGCAGGCCUGAAUGCGUAUCUAGCACAGAUUGUCCUCAGCAUCAAGCAUGCAUUCAACAGAGGUGUAAAGAUCCAUGUCCAGGAACUUGUGGCAUAAACGCUAGAUGUCAAGUUAUUAAUCAUAAUCCUAUUUGCACGUGUAAAGCUGGAUACACUGGUGAUCCAUUCGUAUCUUGCCAGUUAGAACCAAAACCUAUGUUUGAAGGGCCUAAAGGAAAUCCAUGCAUACCAUCACCGUGUGGUCCAUAUUCUCAAUGUAAAGUAGUGGGAGAAGCGCCUGCAUGUUCAUGCUUACCAAACUAUAUUGGUAUUGCACCUAAUUGUAGACCAGAAUGUUCUAUCAAUGCGGAAUGCCCUGGUAAUCUUGCAUGCCAAAACGAGCGGUGUAUAGAUCCGUGUCCGGGGUCAUGCGGUUUGAACGCGGACUGUUCCGUAGGCAAUCAUGUAGCAUUAUGUAAUUGUAUAGCAGGUUACACAGGUGAUCCUUUCAGUGGAUGUUCUCGAGUCGAGUAUCCACCUGAACCUUUGCCAAAUCCCUGCAAUCCUUCACCAUGUGGAGCGAAUGCAUUAUGCAAAGAACGGAAUGGAGUUGGAUCUUGUUCUUGCUUGCCAGAAUAUUUCGGAGAUCCGUACACUGGUUGUCGGCCAGAAUGUGUUUCUAAUUCCGAUUGUGAUCGGAACAAAGCUUGCUCAAACAACAGAUGUAAAGAUCCAUGCCCAGGAGCAUGUGGAGUAAACGCUGAAUGUAGAACAGUCAACCAUUCGCCUACCUGUACGUGCAUGUCUGGAUAUACAGGAAAUCCGCUUGUUCAAUGUGUCAUAAAAGAACUUCCUCCUGGACGAGACGAUAACGUAAAACCAUGCCAGCCAUCUCCUUGCGGACCUAACAGUUUAUGCCGAGAAGUAAACGGUCAUAGCGUAUGCACAUGCGAUAGCGGGUAUAUCGGUACACCUCCCACCUGCCGCCCUGAAUGUAUCGUGAGCUCUGAAUGCCCACAAGAUAAGGCAUGUGUCAACAAAAAAUGUAUUGAUCCAUGCCCGAAUGCUUGUGGAUAUAAUGCACGCUGUCAAGUCGUUACACAUAAUCCCAUAUGCAGUUGUACACCUGGAUACACUGGCGAUCCGUUUUCCAAAUGCGAGUUGGAAGAAAAGAAAGUACCUUCAAAUCCAUGUGAACCAACUCCGUGUGGACCGAACUCCGAAUGCCGGAUAAUUGGAGAUCAAGCAGCAUGCUCGUGUAUGCCAAAUUACAUAGGAAGAGUGCCAAACUGUCGUCCCGAAUGUACUAUUGACGCUGAAUGUCCUAGCAAUACAGCCUGUGUUAAUGAACGAUGUAAAGACCCUUGCCAAGGUGCAUGCGGUCAGAAUGCUCUCUGUUUGACUGUUAAUCAUAGACCGAUAUGCAGUUGUCAACAAGGUUUUACAGGAGAUGCGUCAAGAAAUUGCAUACAAGUUGUGAUAUCAUCUACUGAGAUGACUCCAACAUCGAGUCCAUGCACGCCGUCACCUUGCGGACCAAAUGCGGAAUGUCGGGAGCACAACGGGGCUGGUGCUUGCGUUUGCUCGUCAGGUUACGACGGAGAUCCAUAUAGCCCCAGUGGCUGCCGCAGGGAAUGUGAGGUCAAUGAUGAUUGUGCGCCACAGCUGGCAUGCACACGGUUCAAGUGCAUAGAUCCUUGUCCUGGAACAUGCGGACAAAUGGCUCAGUGCUUAGUCGAAAACCACGUUCCAAUCUGUACUUGUCCAAAAGGCUUCUCUGGUGAUCCGUUUUACCAGUGCAAAGAGUUGACAUAUACUCCUCCUCCAACACAAAACCCAUGCGAGCCUUCACCAUGUGGACCUAACAGCCAAUGUAGACAAGUCAAUAUGCAAGCAGUAUGUUCAUGUCUUCCAAGCUACGUGGGAUCACCCCCGUCAUGCAAACCGGAGUGUGUUGUGAAUAGUGAAUGUGAUACCUCUAAAGCUUGCAUCAACCAGAAAUGUGAUGACCCUUGUCCCAAUACUUGCGGAUUAAGAGCCCAUUGUCAAGUUAAAAAUCACAAUCCUAUUUGCACAUGUCCAGCAGGAAUGACUGGGGAUCCAUUUACACAAUGUUAUCAAAUCGUUUCGACCACCGAACGGCCACCAUCUUGUACCCCUUCACCUUGUGGUCCUCAUUCUCGCUGCCAAUUGUUGGCUAGUGGACCAGCCUGUUCGUGCUUACCCGGAUAUGUUGGAUCACCACCGAAUUGCCGCCCUGAAUGUACAAUUAAUUCUGAAUGUCCGGCCGAGCUAGCUUGCGUGCGACAAAAAUGUGAAGACCCAUGUCCAGGAUCCUGCGGAGUAGAUGCAAACUGCCAUGUUCUAAAUCAUGUAGCGGUGUGUGUUUGCAAUGAUAGAUUUACAGGCGAUCCUUUCUCAAGAUGUUUGCCAAUUCUCGAAGAACCUACGACCCCUACACCAUUAGACCCAUGUAACCCUUCGCCUUGUGGUCCAAAUGCUCAGUGUAAUAAUGGCUUUUGUACAUGUUUACCAGAAUACAGUGGCAAUCCUUACGAAUCAUGCAGACCAGAAUGUACUGGUAGUCAAGAAUGUCCAAGAGACAAAGCCUGCUUCAGAAAUAAAUGUCGAGAUCCAUGCCCCGGAGUGUGUGGUCAAAAUGCGAAAUGUGACGUUAUUAAUCAUAUUCCGUCUUGCUCUUGCAUGUCUGACUUCACCGGUAAUCCAUUUACUCAAUGUCGUCCAGUUGAAAUUAUUACAGAUAAAAAAGAUCCAUGUCAUCCUUCCCCAUGUGGACCCAAUAGCAUUUGUCGAAAUGUAGAUAAUACAGCUGUUUGUGCGUGUAUUGAAGGAUUCCAAGGAUCUCCACCAUCAUGCCGACCGGAAUGCAUUAUUAGCUCAGAGUGCGCUUCUACUAAGGCAUGCGUUAAUCAAAAAUGUAUAAAUCCUUGUAUUAAUUCUUGUGGUCAUGCCGCUAGGUGUGAGGUCAUAAAUCACAGCCCAAUAUGUAGUUGUAACCCUGGUCAAACUGGGGACCCAUUUAAGGGCUGCUACGAAAUUAUAAUUCCGCCGUCUGAUCAAAUUGAUGUAUGCCACCCUUCACCGUGUGGACCAAAUGCUUUAUGUAUGGACAGAAAUGGAAAACCUAACUGUAAAUGCAUUGAUAACUAUAUCGGACAGCCACCGAAUUGCAGGCCAGAAUGUGUUAUCAAUCCGGACUGUCCUUCGAAUCAAGCUUGUGUUCGUAACAAGUGUAUAGAUCCAUGCCCAGGCUCGUGUGGAUUGAACGCUGAAUGCAAUGUUGUCAGCCACACUGUUUCGUGCAGCUGUAAAGAGAAAUUUACUGGCAACCCUUUCCUACAAUGUGUUCCCGAAAAAGAAACUGAACGUCAGCCGUGCGACCCUUCUCCAUGCGGAGCUAAUGCUGUAUGUACUCAACGUGAUGGCGCUGGAGCUUGCUCAUGCUUAGAAGGUUAUUUUGGCAAUCCAUACGAAGGAUGUCGUCCAGAAUGCGUUUUGAGUUCAGACUGUUCAGCGGAUAAGGCGUGUAUUCGAAACAAAUGUGCAGACCCUUGUCCCGGAAUUUGUGGCUCUAACGCCGAAUGCACUGUCAUAAACCACGUUCCAUCUUGUGCGUGUGUUAAGGGCUAUUCCGGAAAUCCAUUCGAACAGUGUGCGAAGACUGAAGAAGGCCCAAUUAGACCGUGCCAGCCAUCACCAUGCGGUCCCAACAGUAUUUGUAGAGAAAACGGUGGUCUAGCUUCUUGCGAAUGUCUUCCAGAUUAUAGGGGUGCACCGCCAGAUUGUCGGCCUGAAUGCACAGUAAGCAGUGAAUGUCCAUCAGAUCGUGCUUGCCAUAAGUUAAAAUGUGCUGAUCCAUGCCGAGGCACUUGCGGUCUAGGUGCACACUGUCAAGUCAUCAAUCACAGUCCUUUAUGCAGCUGUCCAGCAGGAACUACUGGAGACGCAUUCAUUAGAUGUGUAGAACCCAUUGAAGACCAACCACCUCCACCAACACAGCCGUGUUAUCCAAAUCCGUGUGGACCUUAUAGUGAAUGUCGUGUACUUAAUGGUAACCCAUCCUGCUCCUGCUUACAAGGAUAUAUAGGCGGUCCACCUAACUGCCGACCAGAAUGUCUAGUAAAUACUGACUGCCCUUCACACCAGGCAUGCAUCGCUGAAAAAUGCACUAAUCCAUGUGAUGGUUCCUGUGGAUUUAGAGCCGAAUGCAGAGUUCACGAUCACAUACCAAUAUGUAGUUGUCCAUCAGGCUUUUCUGGAGAUCCGUUUAUACAGUGCUCUGAGUUUGUUAAUCCAACUCCUGCACCGGAUCUCUGCAAUCCAUCCCCCUGCGGAACCAAUGCAAUUUGUGAUGCCGGUAUCUGUACGUGUCCUACUGGAUACUUUGGAGAUCCUUACGUAGGAUGUCGAUUGGAAUGCAGCACAAACGGUGAAUGUUCUCCCACUCGUACAUGUCAGGGAGGCAAAUGCGUGGAUCCAUGCCCUGGAGCUUGUGGAACUCGUGCUGUUUGUUCUGUCAAUAAUCACAUACCAUCUUGCUCUUGUCCACCCGGAACAUCUGGAGAUCCGUUUUCAUUCUGUACAGAAACGCGACAACCACCAGGACCUCCACAAUCACCAUGUUCGCCGUCUCCUUGCGGUCCAUAUAGCGAAUGUAGUGUUAGUAGUAAUGGGGCUGCUGCAUGUUCGUGCCGUCCCGGGCACGUGGGCUCACCACCAUCUUGUCGACCAGAGUGCCUCGUGAGUGCAGAGUGCAAGUUGCAGUUGGCGUGUAUUGACCGUAGAUGUCGCGACCCUUGCGAUGGCGCUUGUGGACGUGGUGCUCGAUGCCAAGUCGUAGCACAUUCACCAAUUUGCACUUGCCACGAUGGGUUAACUGGCGAUCCGUUUACAUAUUGCUAUCCUGCGCCAGUGAGUGUACCACCGGAAGACCCAGAGCCAUGUCAACCUUCGCCUUGUGGACCAAAUUCAAUAUGUAUAAAAUCAGGAGAAACACCGGCUUGCAGUUGCCAACCAGGGUUCAUUGGGACUCCACCAAACUGUCGACCUGAAUGUACAAUCAGUGCCGAAUGUCCAGCGGCUUUUGCUUGUGUGAAUCAACGAUGCAAGGAUCCGUGCGUGCAAGCAUGUGGCCCAAGAGCUGUUUGCUCAGUGGUAGAUCACCGUGCUUCCUGCGUCUGCGAACCUGGCCUCGAAGGAGACCCAUUCCAGGGUUGUACACCACCACGAGCUCCUUCUAUGAAUGAAUAUCUCAAUCCUUGUGAACCUUCCCCUUGUGGGGCGAACGCUCAGUGCAAGGUACAAGGAAAUGCGGGAUCUUGUACAUGCCUAAAUGAUUACACCGGAGAUCCAUAUCAAGGUUGCAGACCUGAAUGCGUAGCUGACUCUGACUGUCCUUUGACGUCCGCAUGUUCUAAAAACAAAUGUACUGACCCAUGUCCUGGAGUGUGCGGAUAUAACUCAGAAUGUUAUGUAACAAAUCAUAAACCUGUAUGCCAAUGUAACGCAGGUUAUACAGGAAACCCAUUUUCAAUGUGUUCUCUGACACCGGAUCGUGACAUACAAACAAUAGACAAAUGCAGUCCAUCUCCGUGUGGCGCUAAUGCGAUUUGUAAGGAAGUUAAUGGACAGCCUGUGUGUUCAUGUUUAACGAACUAUAUAGGCAGUCCUCCGAACUGUAAACCCGAAUGCGUUGUGAAUUCGGAGUGUAAAACAAACAGAGCAUGUGUUAAUCAAAGAUGUGUAAAUCCUUGCCCGAAGCCUUGUGGGCAAAAUACAGAUUGCAAAGUAAUAAAUCAUAGUCCAGUAUGUUCAUGUCGUCCCGGUUACUCUGGAAAUCCAUUCAUGGCAUGUGCGGCUGUUUCAUACAACUCACCGAAUAACCCGCCAACAGAUCCAUGUAUUCCGUCACCAUGUGGUCCUUAUGCAGAAUGCCGUAAUAUCAAUGGUUUACCUUCGUGUUCUUGUUUACCUUCGUACACCGGCUCGCCACCAUUCUGCAAGCCGGAAUGUGUCAUAAAUUCUGACUGCCCCAGUGACAAGGCUUGUAUAGCUGAAAAGUGCCGAAAUCCUUGCGAAGGUUCAUGUGGUCUCUACGCAGAUUGCUUUGUUAACAAUCAUGUACCAGUAUGCUUGUGCCCAGAUGGAUAUUCUGGAGAUCCAUUCAGACAAUGCACAUUAAAUCCAAUUCAAGGAGUAACUUCAUCACAUCCAUUCAAUCCAUGUGAACCGAGCCCAUGCGGUCCAAAUACCUUAUGCAACAAUGGAAUUUGUUCAUGUGUGAUAGGUUAUCACGGGGAUCCCAAUUUGGGGUGUCGUCCAGAAUGUGUUUAUAAUACAGACUGUCCUCCUGCUAAGGCAUGCCAAAACAACAAAUGCGUUAAUCCGUGUAUCGGAACUUGCGGAACGAAUGCAGUUUGCGAAGUCCUUAACCAUAUACCAAUGUGCACUUGCACGAAAGGUAUGAGUGGAAACGCGUUCAUGGAAUGUAGACCAACGCUAGUUGCACCGGCAAAUCCAUGUAAUCCAUCGCCAUGUGGACCUAACAGCCAAUGUCGUCAAUCAAAUGGACAAGCGAUAUGUUCUUGCGUGCCUGGUUUUAGAGGAAGUCCUCCAACAUGCAAACCAGAAUGUGUAGUCAGCUCUGAAUGUUCUCUGAAAGAAACUUGCAACAAUCAAAAAUGCGUUAAUCCAUGUAUCGGAGCUUGUGGAGUUGCAGCAGUUUGUGAUGUUCACAAUCACAAUCCUAUUUGCACAUGCCCGCCAUCAUUUUCUGGCGACCCAUUCAUCAGAUGUACAAUUCGAUUGGCAACCGAGGUUGAAGUUAAUCCAUGUGAACCGUCACCUUGUGGACCUAAUUCCGUCUGCAAAAUUACGGGAAACAGCUUUAUAUGUGCGUGUAUGCCUGAAUUCAAAGGUAUUCCACCAAAUUGCCGACCAGAAUGUAUCAGUAACAGCGAAUGUGCUUACAAUCUCGCAUGCCAGAAUCAAAAGUGUGUGGAUCCUUGUAUCGGUACUUGUGGUGCAAAUGCAGAAUGCCGAGUAGUAAGCCAUGCACCCAUGUGUAUAUGCCAAGUGGGUUAUAUCGGUGAUCCAUUUUCAUACUGUAGUCUUCAGACACUACCAGACACUACUGAAGUAUUAACGCCAUGUAGCCCGAGUCCAUGUGGGUCUAAUGCCCGCUGCAGAGAGCAGAAUGGCGUUGGUGCAUGUCAGUGCUUAGAUGGCUAUUCCGGUAAUCCAUAUGAGGGAUGUCGACCAGAGUGUGUUGUCAAUUCAGAUUGUCCACUCAAUAGGGCUUGUUCUGGUAUGAAGUGUGUAGAUCCCUGUCCGGGUACAUGUGGAUUGAAUAGUUUCUGUCAAGUAACUAAUCAUAUGCCGAUCUGUACUUGCCAACAAGGUUACACCGGGAACCCAUUUAGCCACUGCACAAUCGUGUUGGAAUCACCUCCAACAGAAGUUUCACCUUGUAAUCCUUCACCAUGCGGAGCCAACAGCCAAUGCAAAGAUAUAAACAGACAAGCAGUUUGCUCAUGUUUACCAAGCUUUGUUGGUUCACCGCCAAAUUGUCGACCAGAAUGUGUCGUUAGCUCCGAAUGCCCAUCAAACAUGGCAUGCACAAAUCAAAAAUGCUCCAACCCCUGUGUUUCCGCGUGUGGUGAAAAUGCCAACUGCAAUGUCAUCAACCAUAGCCCCAUCUGUGUAUGCAAGCAAGGGUUGACAGGGAAUCCGUUCACUAGAUGUUAUCCAUUAAUAGUAUCACAACCACCACUUCCACCUGCGAAUCGCGACCCAUGUCUGCCGUCGCCCUGUGGCUUAUAUGCAGAGUGUCGUGUUAUUGGAGGCGCUCCCUCGUGCGCAUGUCAACCAACUUAUACCGGAAAUCCACCCAACUGUAGACCAGAAUGCACAAUGAACUCAGAGUGCCCAAGUAACCUAGCGUGCAUGAAUGAGAAAUGCCGCGAUCCUUGUCCGGGAGCUUGUGGCCUCAACGCUGAAUGCACUGUAUACAACCACAUAGCUCAAUGUGGUUGCUUGGAGCGAUAUUCUGGUGAUCCAUUUACUCAAUGUUUGUUAAUGCCAGAAAAUGAUGAUACCUUUGAUGCCAACCCCUGUAACCCGUCCCCAUGCGGGCCGAACGCAGAAUGCAACAAUGGCGUUUGUAAAUGUAUUGCAAAUUAUCAGGGUGACCCAUACUUUGGAUGUAGACCAGAAUGUCUCAUGAGUAGCGAUUGUCCCCAGACCAAAGCUUGUGUAGAAAAUAAAUGCGUAGAUCCUUGCGUUAACACCUGUGGCCGUAAUGCUAUGUGCAAUGUGUAUAAUCAUAUACCAAUGUGCACAUGUUUGCAAGGAUUUUCUGGGAAUGCUUUCUUAGAUUGCAGACCUGUGAUUAUCACCGACAUUGUAGAACCAUGUAACCCAUCACCUUGUGGGCCCAACAGCCAAUGCAGAAGUAUAAAUGGUCAAGCUAUAUGCUCAUGCGUUCAGGGAUACCGAGGAGCGCCACCAACUUGUAGACCAGAAUGUGUUACGAGUUCAGAAUGUAGCCUUAACCAAGCCUGCUCUAAUCAGCGUUGCAUUGAUCCAUGUAAAGGAACUUGCGGAAUUUCAGCACAAUGUCAGGUUAUAAAUCAUAAUCCUAUCUGCACUUGCCCUUCUGGUUUAACAGGGGAUCCAUUUUCAAGAUGUGUGAUUAGAGAAGAGGUACCGCCGCCAUAUGUGAAUCCGUGCGAACCAUCGCCGUGCGGCCCUAAUUCUAUAUGUAAAGAAAUCAGUGGUUCUCCGUCCUGUGCUUGCCAAGACUAUUUUAUGGGUUCCCCACCAAAUUGUCGGCCUGAAUGCAUUGCUAAUUCAGAAUGCCCAAAUCAAUUGGCUUGUAUCAAUUAUAAAUGUAAAGAUCCUUGCCCUGGUUCUUGUGGAACAGGUGCAGAAUGUCAAGUGAUAAGUCAUACUCCGCAAUGUUUGUGUCCGCCAGGCUUUACAGGAGACGCUUUUAUAGCAUGCAGAAUUCUAGACACUCCUCUACUACCAUGUUCACCCUCACCGUGUGGACCUAAUGCCGUGUGUAAAGAGCAACGAGGUGCUGGUGCAUGCAUAUGUCUACCCGAGUAUUUUGGUAAUCCGUACGAAGGUUGUCGACCUGAAUGCGUAGUAAAUUCAGAUUGUGUCACCAACUUAGCAUGUAUUCAAAAUAAAUGUAAAAAUCCAUGCAACAACAAUUGUGGCAUUAAUGCGCAAUGUAAUGUUGUCAAUCAUGUGCCAACAUGUGAAUGUAUUGACGGCUUAGUUGGCAACCCUUAUCAACAGUGUUAUGAAAAAAUCCAAGAUACACCGGCUAUACAAAGAAAUCCUUGCGUACCGUCACCGUGUGGACCGAACAGCAUAUGUAAAGUGUCCAACGAUCAAGCAGUGUGUACAUGUAAUCCAGGAUAUUUAGGAACACCACCUGCAUGUAGGCCAGAAUGCGUCACAAGCUCUGAGUGUAACCAGCAGCAAGCGUGCAUACGACAGAAAUGUACCAACCCAUGCACCGGCGUUUGUGGCCUUAACACAGAAUGCAAAGUUAUAAAUCACAGCCCUAUUUGUUCCUGUCAACCAAUCUAUACGGGUGACCCGUUCAGUCGAUGCUAUCAAAUUCCAACUGCAGAUGUCAUUUUUCCAAGUAAUCCAUGUGCGCCUUCACCGUGUGGUCCUUUCUCUGAAUGCCACGAUGCAAAUGGCGUGCCGUCAUGCGCUUGUUUGCCACGAUACACUGGAAGCCCUCCGAAUUGUCGCCCUGAGUGCACCCUUAAUUCUGAUUGUGCAAGUGACAAAGCUUGCAUUAACGAAAGAUGCGUGGAUCCUUGUCCAGGCUCAUGUGGCAUAAAUGCAAUCUGUAGAGUCCAAAGUCACUUAGCAAUUUGUACUUGUAUAGAAAAUUACGAAGGUGAUCCCUUCAAUCAAUGCUCUGUCAAAGUGCAAAAUGAUCUUGUACCAAAUGAUCCGUGCAAUCCUUCUCCUUGUGGUUCUAACGCUGUUUGUAAUAAUGGAAUAUGUACCUGCAUACCAGAAUAUAAUGGUGAUCCUUACUUCGGAUGUCGCCCUGAAUGUACCAUCAGCUCAGAUUGCCCAAUGGAUAAAACAUGUGUCCGAAACCGUUGUGUCGAUCCAUGUGUUAGUACGUGCGGUACAAAUGCGCUUUGUCAAGUAGUUACUCACAUGGCGGUUUGCUCAUGUCCACCUCAAACCACAGGAAACGCUUUUGUACAAUGUGAUCCUGUCAAAGCGCAACCACCUAAGAACCCAUGCCAACCUUCGCCCUGUGGCCCCAACAGCCAAUGCAGAGUACUUAGUGAUCAAGCAGUAUGCUCAUGUUUACGUGGUUACCGUGGUGCACCACCUUCGUGCCGGCCUGAAUGCGUUUCCAGUUCCGACUGCCCACUUGACAAGGCCUGUAGCAACCAGAAAUGCAUAAAUCCUUGUCAAGGCACAUGUGGAGUGGGUGCUCAGUGUCAAGUGAUUAAUCACAAUCCCAUAUGUUCCUGCCCAUCAUCCAUGACGGGUGAUGCUUUCACAAGAUGCAUACCGAUGCCGACUCAACCACCAUUGCCUAUCAACCCCUGCCAGCCAUCACCGUGUGGUCCCAAUUCCAUAUGUCAGCAAACUGGUGGAAAUAUACCAUCUUGUCAAUGCAUGCCCGAAUUGAUUGGAUCACCGCCAAACUGUCGUCCUGAAUGUAUCGCUAACAGCGAAUGCGCUCCACAAAUGGCGUGCAUUAACAGAAAAUGCCAAACCCCAUGUUUAAAUGUCUGCGGAAUAAACGCAGAAUGUCAAGUUGUUAGUCACACUUCUAUAUGUAAAUGUCCAGAGGGCUAUUAUGGCGACGCGGCAGUGCAGUGUACUCCUCAGUCUUUGAUACCAGUGGCUCAGUUAUCUCCUUGUUCUCCUUCUCCGUGCGGGCCCAAUGCUGAAUGUAGAGAGCGUUCAGGUGCUGGUGCCUGUGUUUGCAUUACAGGGUACUUCGGUGACCCAUAUGAAGGAUGCCGUCCCGAAUGUGUCGUAAGCACAGACUGUCCGAGCCACAGAGCUUGCACUAGAAAUAAAUGUAUAGAUCCAUGUCCGGGUACUUGUGCACCGAAUGCUGAAUGCCAAGUUGUAAACCACUUGCCGCUGUGUACAUGUCCAUCUGGCUUUACUGGCGACCCUUUCAGACAAUGUGUCCGACAAUCUGUUGAAAACUUACCUCCUCCAACUCCAUGUCAACCUUCUCCAUGUGGGCCUAAUAGUCAAUGUCGCGUAACAAAUGGCCAGAGCGUGUGUUCUUGCUUACCUGAAUACAGGGGUUAUCCUCCAAAUUGUAGACCAGAGUGCGUAGUGAAUUCAGAAUGUCCGUCUGACAAAACAUGUAGAAAUCAGAAAUGUGACUCACCUUGUCCGGGACCGUGUGGACAAAACGCAGAUUGUAGAGUUGUAAACCACAGUCCAAUAUGCACUUGUCAAAACAAGUACACAGGAGAUCCAUUCUCUAGAUGUUACUUGUUCACAGCACCGGCAGUAUUCACGCCUGAGCAAGAUCCAUGCGUACCUUCACCGUGCGGUCCCAAUUCGCUGUGCAGAAAUUUGAAUGGUAUUCCUUCAUGCUCGUGUUUACCAAAUUUCGAAGGCAGUCCUCCUAACUGCAAGCCCGAGUGCACAAUUAAUGAAGAAUGUCCCAGUAACCUAGCAUGUACCAACCAGAAAUGUAGGGAUCCAUGUCCUGGCUCAUGCGGUCUAAACGCAGUAUGCCAGGUUGUCAAUCAUUUUUCGGUUUGUUCGUGCAACCAGGGGUACACAGGAAAUGCUUUUACGCAAUGCAAUCCCAUUCCCGUCCAAGAGCAUGAUGAUCCAUGCAAUCCUUCGCCGUGUGGUGUAAAUGCAGUAUGCUCAAACGGCCAAUGCAGUUGUAUCGCGGAAUUCCGUGGCGAUGCUUACACGGGAUGCAGGCCCGAAUGUGUGCAGAGCUCGGACUGUGAGAAAAAUUUGGCCUGUUUGAAAAAUAAAUGUAAGGAUCCUUGCCCUGGCACCUGCGCUGUUAACGCUAUAUGCAGCGUGGUUAACCAUAUACCGAUGUGCUCUUGUCCUGACAGGAUGACCGGAAACGCACUUUUAGAUUGUCGACCUGUUGUAGAACCCGUUAUUACAAAUCCCUGUCAACCAUCACCGUGUGGACCAAACAGUCUGUGCAGGAACGUAAAUGGGCAAGCCGCCUGCUCGUGCGCUCCGAACAACAUAGGGUCACCUCCUUCUUGUCGCCCAGAAUGUAUCAUUAGCGCUGAGUGUACACUCAACCAAGCUUGUAGUAAUCAGCGUUGUGUCAAUCCGUGCAUCGGGUCCUGUGGUGUAAAUGCAGAAUGUAAAGUUGUAAACCACAAUCCGAUUUGCUCAUGUCCCGCAACCUACACAGGGAAUCCAUUCUUACGAUGCUUUAAACAACCCGAACAAAUACCAGAGCCCGUUAAUCCAUGCACACCAUCACCAUGCGGACCUUACUCUUUAUGCAAAGAAGUAAAUGGAGCACCUUCAUGUACCUGCUUAGACGGUUACCAGGGGUCAGUCCCAUAUUGUCGACCUGAGUGUAUCAGCAGCGAAGAAUGUUCCCUACACCUGUCAUGCAUAAAUAAUAAAUGUAAAAAUCCAUGUGAGGGCGUUUGUGGUUCCAAUGCCGAAUGUAGAGUGGUCAGUCAUUCGCCUAACUGUAUAUGCCCGUUCGGAUAUACAGGAGAUCCAUUUGUGGCAUGUCAACCAACUCCACUUCAAAUAGAGCCUCCUGCAACUCCCUGCUCACCUUCACCUUGCGGUGUUAAUGCCGUUUGCAGAGAAAGAAAUAGUGCCGGAUCAUGUUCCUGCUUAGAGGGUUAUAUUGGGAACCCGUAUGAAGGCUGUCGUCCAGAAUGCGUUGUUAAUACUGACUGUCCACUAAAUGAAGCAUGCUUAAACAAUAAAUGUGCUGACCCGUGCCCGGGCACCUGCGGCACUAAUGCAGAGUGUCAAGUGGUGAAUCACUCCCCUCUAUGCACAUGCAUAAAUAGUUACACGGGGGAUCCAUUUAGGUACUGCGUUUAUCAGGAACCACACGUGUCACCACCAACGGUUGAUGUUUGUUAUCCAUCGCCUUGCGGGCCAAACAGUCAAUGUAAAUCUGUUAACAAUCAGGCUGCAUGUUCCUGUCUGCAGGAGUAUGUGGGCUCGCCACCUAAUUGCCGACCUGAAUGCGUUGUUAGUACAGAGUGCCCUCACGAUAAGGCGUGUGUCAACACCAAGUGCAUAAACCCAUGCCCGAAGCCAUGUGGAGUUAAUGCUAACUGCAAAGUGGUUAACCAUAGCCCUAUAUGCUCUUGUAAAACAUCUUACACUGGAGACCCGUUUACAAUUUGCACCUUUGUCCAAUAUGAUGUGCAACCACCGGUUUCUGAUAAUCCUUGCAUUCCAUCACCUUGUGGUCCUAAUGCAGAAUGUCGUAACAUACAAAAUUCACCAUCGUGCUCGUGUAUGGUCAACUUUAUUGGUAGUCCUCCCAACUGUAGACCCGAAUGUACUAUCCAUUCGGACUGUCAAAGUGAUCGUGCUUGUAUGAACUCAAAAUGUCAAGAUCCUUGCCCGGGAGCUUGCGGAGUCUACGCCACUUGCAAUGUCCUAAAUCAUAUUCCUAUAUGUACAUGUAUUGAAGGAUACACUGGAGAUCCGUUCACGAGCUGCAGAGUAAAGCCUUUGGAAGAUAAACCUCUUAUCACCGAUGCUUGUGCUAAUGUGCGUUGCGGUUCAAACGCAGAGUGCCUAAGCGGCCAGUGUCAAUGUUUACCACAAUUUCAUGGAGACCCUUACUUUAACUGCCGCCCUGAGUGUGUUUAUAGCACCGAUUGUGACCAAAACAAAGCAUGUGUUCAAAGGAAAUGUGUCGACCCUUGUGUUGGUGCUUGUGGCCAAAAUGCCAUAUGCACUGUUGUAAACCAUAUCCCCAUGUGCAGCUGCAACAAUGGUUUCACUGGCAAUGCAUUUGUACUUUGCAAUCCAAUGAGAGCACCAUCGGUAGAAAAUCCAUGCAGUACGGCAGUCUGUGGACCAAACAGUCAAUGCAGGGAAAUAAACAAUCAAGCUGUUUGUUCUUGUCUACCUUCUUACCUAGGCAUCCCGCCAGCCUGCAGGCCUGAAUGUGUGGUAAACGCGGAAUGCUUACAGAACCAAGCAUGUAUGGGACAGAAAUGUGUAGAUCCGUGCAUUGGAGCUUGCGGACUAAGAGCAACAUGCAAAGUUAUAAAUCACAAUCCUGUAUGCACAUGUCCACCAUCAUACUCAGGCGACCCAUUCGUACAGUGUACUUUAGUGUUCAGUACGCCGGAGUUUGUGAACCCAUGUCAACCAUCGCCAUGUGGCCCGAAUUCAAUCUGUAAGGAAGGUAAUGAAAGUCCAUCGUGUACAUGUAUGCCUAAUUACAAGGGCCAACCGCCCUACUGUAGACCGGAAUGUAUAAGCAAUAGCGAAUGUGCAUCACACUUAGCUUGUGUCAAUCAGAAAUGCAGAGAUCCAUGUGUUGGGGCCUGUGGAUCGAAUGCUGAAUGUAGAGUUGUUAGCCAUUCAGCAAUGUGCGUAUGUACACAAGGUUAUGUUGGUGAUCCCUUCUCUCAAUGCACGUUGCAACCCCCAACUGAAAUAUUAAGACCUUGCACGCCCUCACCUUGCGGUUCGAAUGCAGUAUGCAAGGAACAAAAUAAUGUGGGCUCAUGUAUGUGCACUGAAGGCUAUUUUGGAAACCCAUACGAAGGAUGUCGUCCACAAUGCGUGUCUAAUUCUGACUGUCCCGGAAAUAAAGCUUGUAUUGGAAACAAGUGCCAAGAUCCAUGCCCUGGCACAUGUGGAAUUAAUGCGGAAUGUUCAGUCAUUAAUCAUUCUCCUAAUUGCGUUUGUAUUGCGGGAUACACUGGUAAUGCUUUACGCAUCUGUAAUAUUUCUCCUCAAGAUACACCUAUAAGAAACGUAUGCUCCCCUAGCCCAUGCGGUCCAAACAGCCAAUGUCGCGAGAUUAAUAAUCAGGCUGUUUGUAGUUGUUUACCCGACUACACCGGCGAACCGCCUUCUUGCAAACCUGAAUGUUUAUUAAGCUCUGACUGUGCGUCAGACAGAGCAUGCAUCAAUAAAAAAUGCGUUAAUCCUUGUCCUGGACCUUGUGGCCAGAAUGCAGAAUGCAGAAUAUUCAACCAUAAUCCAAUUUGUAGCUGUUUUUCGGGCUUUACUGGAGACCCAUUUACAAGAUGUUAUGCAAAGCCAGGUAAGCCCGUCCCGACAGUCGUGGAAAGAGACCCGUGCGUACCAUCACCGUGUGGAAUAUAUGCAACUUGUCGCAAUAAUGGCGGGCACGCAUCUUGCUCGUGUUCUCCAGGAUACUUUGGAAGCCCUCCCAACUGCCGGCCAGAGUGCGUCACCAAUCAAGAUUGCGUUAGCUCUCUUGCGUGCAUCAACGAAAAAUGCAGAGAUCCUUGCACUGGAGCAUGUGGGCAAAACUCACGUUGUUCCGUUUUAAAUCACAUUUCUAUGUGCACAUGUAUAGAUGGGUUCAAAGGCGAUCCUUUCACGGCUUGCUAUAUUAUACAAGAAGAUCCUACACCGACGGAUUUAUGUAACCCAUCGCCUUGUGGUCCUAAUGCAGAGUGUAAUAAUGGAAAUUGUAGAUGUUUACCUGAAUAUAAUGGAGAUCCUUAUAUUGGCUGUCGACCACAGUGUACCAUAAGUACGGACUGUCAAAGAAACCAAAUUUGUGUCAACAAGAAAUGUGUAAAUCCAUGCCCCGAUACCUGUGGUAGCAACGCAAUAUGCGAAGUCAUCAACCACGUACCCAUGUGCAGUUGUCCACCAGGUUUCACAGGAAACUCAUUCGUUACAUGUAAUGCUAUUCAAACGCCAUUAUCUACAAUGCCAUGUAAUCCGAGUCCUUGCGGACCGAAUAGUCAAUGUCGGGAAAUAAAUAACGUAGCGGUUUGCUCUUGCCUGCCUGGCUUUUCUGGAAAUCCUCCCACAUGCAGGCCCGAGUGCACGACAAGCGCCGAAUGCGCAUUGAACAAGGCUUGUAACAACUACAAAUGUGUGAAUCCAUGCAUCGGAGCUUGUGGUAUACGGGCAAAUUGCGAAGUUGUCAACCAUAAUCCCAUUUGUUCUUGUCCAAACGAACUCACGGGUGACCCAUUCUCCAGGUGUAUUCCGAGACCACUCGAAGUCCCACCUCAAGUUAAUCCAUGCCAGCCUUCUCCGUGUGGGCCCAACGCAGCUUGUCAAACUAUAAAUGAUUCACCGUCGUGUUCUUGUCUGCCACAAUUUAUCGGAUUACCACCAAAUUGUCGACCCGAAUGCUCUAGUAACAGCGAGUGUUCUAAUAAUUUAGCGUGUAUUAAUAACAAGUGCGCCGAUCCUUGCAUAGGUGCUUGUGGCACGAUGGCUGAAUGUAGAGUUGUUAGUCAUACACCGAACUGUGUGUGCCCUCAGGGAUAUAUGGGUGAUCCAUUUGUUUUGUGUCGUGUGCAAGUUAAUACUGAACAACCGCCGCAGCCCUGUACUCCGUCACCUUGCGGAAGCAAUGCGGUGUGUAAGGAACGAAACAACGCUGCCUCGUGUGUUUGUGCAUCAGAAUAUAUUGGAAACCCUUACGAAGGAUGCCGACCUGAAUGCUCGGUUAAUACCGACUGUCCAUCUAAUAGAAUAUGUCAGCAAAACAAAUGUCGAGAUCCUUGCCCUGGCACUUGUGGAGUAAACGCCCAAUGUCAAGCGAUUAAUCACUCUCCGACUUGUACCUGCCUACAAGGAUUUACUGGAAACCCCUUCCAGAAUUGCGUCCCGAUACGCCCUGUAGAACACAAAAACCCUUGUUCUCCGUCGCCGUGUGGUCCCAACAGUGCCUGCAAAGUAAUAAACGAUCAAGCAGUUUGCUCUUGCCAGCCCGAAUAUCAGGGAUCUCCACCAAACUGCAGACCGGAAUGCAUUAUCAGUGCCGAAUGUCCGACAAAUAUGGCUUGCCUUCGUCAGAAAUGUACAGAUCCUUGCAUGGGUCAAUGCGGACAGAAUGCUAGAUGUCACGUUAUAAACCAUAGUCCAAUAUGUUCCUGCAUUGACCGAUAUACCGGUGAUCCUUUCAGCCGCUGCUACUUAAUGACCGUCCCUGUGGAAUUUAAACCCCAGGAUCCAUGCUUACCUUCACCUUGCGGAUCUUUCAGUCAGUGUAGAGAUAUAGGCGGUAUCCCGUCAUGCACUUGUUUGCCUACCUAUAUAGGCGCUCCACCGCAGUGUCGACCCGAGUGUACAAUAAAUUCAGAUUGUCCCAGUGAUACAGCAUGCAUCAAUCAAAAAUGCAGAGAUCCUUGUCCAGGAUCAUGUGGCUUGAAUACACGUUGUACAAUUAAAAAUCACACUCCCAUAUGUACGUGCAUCGAUAAUUAUGUUGGCGAUGCCUUCAGUGAAUGUAAAUUACAAGUUCCAUCUCAGGAUGAAAUCGACCCUUGCAAUCCUUCACCUUGUGGAGCAAAUGCAGUAUGCAAUAAGGGAGUGUGCACAUGUAUCCCGGAAUAUCAAGGAGAUCCAUACUUUGAAUGUCAUCCUGAAUGCAUUUUGAGUUCUGAUUGUUCUCAAGACAAAGCAUGUAUGCGUAACAAAUGCGUAAAUCCGUGUAAUAGUGGUGUAUGCGCGAGCAAUGCGAUAUGUGAAGUUAUCGGACAUGUACCGAUGUGCCGAUGUCCUGAAGCUAUGACUGGGAAUGCUUUUAUUCAUUGCACACCCAUGGAAGUUGUUCGGCCAGAGCCGUGCCAACCCAGCCCUUGUGGGCCUAAUAGCCAGUGCCGCAAUAUUAAUGGACAACCAGUGUGCUCUUGCGUAACAGGAUUUAUCGGAAGUCCACCAUCUUGCAGACCUGAGUGUACUGUCAGUUCCGAUUGCUUACCGAACGAAGCCUGUAGUAACAAUAAAUGUAUUAAGCCAUGUCAAGGUGCAUGUGGAGUAGAGGCAAUAUGUCAAGUAAUCAAUCACAAUCCUAUAUGCUCUUGCCCAACUUCAUAUACUGGAAAUCCAUUUAUAAGAUGCAUCGCCCAGCCGUUCGAACAGGAACCAGUUAAUCCUUGUAUUCCGUCACCCUGUGGGCCUAACUCGAUAUGUAAAGAAACCUCAGGAUCACCUUCAUGUUCCUGCCAAGAAGGAUUCAUUGGAUCUCCACCUUACUGUAAACCAGAAUGUAUUAGUAACACAGAAUGCCCUACUCAUCAAGCUUGUAUCAAACAAAAAUGUGCAGACCCGUGCGUUGGUUCUUGCGGAGUGAAUGCUCAAUGUCACGUAAUCAGCCAUUCUCCGGCAUGCUCUUGCUUACCAGGAUACACAGGAAAUCCAUUCUUUGAAUGUCAUACCCAAUUGCCAGAGCAAGAUUUUACAUCUCCUUGUCAACCGUCUCCGUGUGGUGCUAAUGCAAUUUGCAAAGAACUGAAUGGUGCUGGAUCAUGCACUUGUCAAACCAAUUAUUUCGGAAACCCAUAUGAGGGAUGCAGACCUGAAUGUUUAAUUAAUACUGAUUGUCCAUCGCACAAAGCCUGCUUACAGAAUAACUGUCGUGAUCCAUGUCCGGGCGCGUGUGCACCGAACGCUUUGUGCCAAGUGGUCAAUCAUGCUCCACAAUGUUCAUGUCAAGGAGGUUUUACUGGCGAUCCAUUCCGCUACUGUGUACCUGAGAGUAAGUUUUCAUUUACUAGUAAAUUGAUAAUCAAAAUUGAAACAAGUUUUCACCAUUGCAUUUAUUUUAUUUCAGUUCAAUAUGACACGCCUAAAGAUGUAUGUCGACCAUCACCUUGUGGGCCAAACAGCAGAUGCAAAGAAGUAAAUCAGCAAGCUGUGUGUUCUUGUUUACCCGAAUACAUUGGAACACCUCCAGGAUGUCGUCCAGAAUGCACUACUAGUGCUGAAUGUUAUAAAGACAAGGCAUGCAUCAAUCGAAAAUGUCAAGAUCCAUGCAUUAAUGCAUGUGGCAUACAUUCUGAUUGUAGAGUUAUUAAUCAUAGUCCAAUCUGUCAAUGUAAACCAAGAUAUACAGGAGAUCCCUUCGCAAGGUGUUCGCCUAUACCUCCACCAGUUGCAAACGCUGAGUUGGAGCCAUAUAGGAAUCCAUGCGUACCAUCACCUUGCGGGCCUAAUGCGGUGUGCCACGAUAUUGGAAAUAUACCCUCGUGUGCAUGUAUGCCAACUUAUGUUGGCAGUCCUCCUAAUUGCAGACCAGAAUGUACUAUAAAUUCUGAAUGUCCUACAUCUCAAGCAUGCAUCCAACAGAAAUGCCGCGACCCAUGUCCUGGUUCUUGCGGUAUUAGUGCUGUAUGUACCGUAACUCAACACAAUCCAAUAUGCACGUGCCCUGAAGGUUAUGCCGGCGACGCAUUUACAUCCUGCGCUCCUAAACCACCAGUAUAUGCUGAUAUUGUCGAUAAAUGCAAUCCAUCACCAUGCGGAUCCAAUGCAAUUUGUAACGAAGGCAUAUGCACGUGCAUAUCUGAGCAUCAAGGAGACCCGUACGUAGGCUGCAGACCCGAGUGUGUCUUGAGCACUGACUGUCCAAGAGACAAAGCGUGCUCAAAAAAUAAAUGCGUUAAUCCAUGCAUAGGCACAUGUGCAGCCACUGCUAUUUGUGACGUCAUCAAUCACGUGCCUAUGUGUAGCUGUCCUCAGGGAAUGACAGGAAAUGCAUUCUACGACUGUACGCCAAUCCAAGUGGCAAUACCGACCAACCCUUGCCAACCUUCUCUAUGUGGUCCAAACAGUAAAUGCCGAGAAAUUAAUGGACAAGCAGUCUGCAGUUGCGUAUCAGGCUACAUUGGCAGCCCUCCGCUAUGUCGACCAGAGUGUACAGUCAGUUCAGAUUGCCCAUUGAAUCGAGCCUGCAGCAAUCAGAAAUGCAUCGAUCCUUGUGCGGGAGCCUGCGGAGUCGAAGCAAAGUGCGAAGUGGUGAAACACAACCCGAUAUGUACUUGUGAAAGAAUGUACACGGGUAAUCCAUUUGUGCGAUGCGUACCCUUCGCUCUCACACAAGACCCUGUAGCUCCAUGCACGCCUUCGCCGUGUGGCCCGAACUCUAUCUGUAAGGAAACUUCAGGGACGCCAUCGUGCACUUGCAUGCCUAACUUCUUCGGAUCACCACCAUAUUGCAGACCUGAAUGUUCCAGUAACAGCGAAUGCCCACCCAACAAAGCCUGCACCAAUUCAAAAUGUUCAGACCCGUGUAUCAAUGCAUGUGGUACUAAUGCGCAAUGCAGAACAAUAAGCCAUUCUCCAAUGUGUUUCUGCGAUAAUGGUUUUACUGGCGACGCCUUUUCCAACUGCUAUGUUCAAGAUGUAAUACAAGAAAUACCAACUCCUUGUGAUCCAACACCUUGUGGUGCUAAUGCAGUGUGUAAAGAAUUGAACUUCGCUGGAUCUUGUACUUGUCUGCCAGACUAUAUAGGAAAUCCAUAUGAAGGAUGUCGACCCGAAUGCACAGUUAAUACUGACUGUACGUCAAACAAAGCUUGCAUACGUAAUAAAUGUCAAGACCCUUGUCCAGGCACAUGUGGAACGAUGGCUUCGUGUACUGUCGUUAAUCACUUACCAUCUUGUACUUGCUUGCCUGGAUUUACAGGUGACCCGUAUCGGCAGUGCCUUAUUCAGAAUGAACCUACACCGGAACCGGUUACGCCAUGUGUACCCAAUCCGUGUGGACCAAACAGCGUCUGUCGGGCAGUAAAUGAACAAAGCGCUUGUUCCUGUAUGGCUAACUACAUUGGUUCGCCACCUGGCUGUAGACCUGAGUGUACCGUUAGUUCGGAAUGUUCUACCAAUAGCGCAUGCAUUAAUCAGAAAUGUGCUGACCCAUGCCCCGGACGUUGUGGCUUAAACUCAGACUGCAGAGUUAUUAAUCAUAGUCCUCUGUGCUCGUGUUCGCCUGGAUUCACAGGCGAUCCAUUCACCCGCUGCUAUCCCCAACAACCAUUGCAAUUACCACCGGAACCGACGAGAAACCCAUGCGUCCCAAAUCCUUGUGGAGACAAUUCAAUUUGUCGAGAAAUAAAUGGAGGUCCAUCUUGCAGUUGUAUGCCACAAUAUCAAGGACAGCCUCCUAAUUGUAGACCUGAAUGUGCUAUUAACCAGGACUGCCCGUCUAACAUGGCAUGCAUAAAUAUGAAAUGCCGUGAUCCAUGUCCAGGAAGUUGCGGAGAAAACGCAAUAUGCACAGUCUUUAAUCAUUCUCCGUCUUGCACAUGCUCUCAAGGUUAUAGUGGCGAUUCGUUUGUUGCCUGUAGACCAAUUCCACCGGAAAGAGAUGAAUUACCAUCUGAUCCUUGUAAUCCUUCACCGUGCGGUAUCAACGCCCAAUGCAGAAAUGGGGAAUGCACGUGUAUUAGUGACUACCAGGGAGAUCCAUAUUUCGCUUGCAAACCCGAAUGCGUAUCGAGUGCAGACUGUGCUCCGGACAAAGUUUGUUCCAGGAACAAAUGUAUCAAUCCAUGCCCUGCAAUGUGUGCAGCGACCGCUCAAUGUAACGUUUAUAAUCACAUACCAAUUUGCACAUGUCCAGAAGGUACUUCUGGAAAUGCGUUUACUGGAUGUCAUACAAUCACAGUUUCUUUGGUCGAACCGUGUAAUCCAAGUCCAUGCGGUCCGAAUAGCCAAUGCCGUUCAAUCAAUAACCAGGCAGUAUGUUCUUGUUUACCUACGUUUAUUGGGAACCCGCCAUCAUGCCGACCGGAAUGCACUAUCAGCGCCGAAUGUCCACAGAAUGAAGCUUGCAACAAUCAUAAAUGUAUCAACCCAUGUGUUGGUGCUUGCGGCUAUGCAGCUAAAUGUGAAGUUAUAAAUCACAACCCGAUAUGUUCGUGUCCAAACCAAUAUACAGGCAAUCCAUUUACUCAAUGCACACCAAUACCUGCCACGCCAAUACCGCAGGGAGACCCAUGUACGCCUUCUCCAUGUGGACCGUAUUCUGUUUGCAAAGUGAUUGGAGAGUCACCAUCAUGUACAUGUCAACCAGAUUACUUAGGCCAACCUCCCAAUUGUCGUCCAGAGUGCGUCAGUAAUUCAGAAUGUAGAAGCGAUUUAACAUGCAUUAAUCAAAAAUGCAAAAAUCCCUGCCCAGGUAGUUGUGGAUAUAAUGCAGACUGUAAAAUUAUUAGCCAUGCUAUGGUCUGCACCUGUCCCUUCGGUUUAUCUGGAGAUCCUCUUAUUUCCUGUAAUUCUAUUCCGGAUUCCAUCGUUUAUGAUUCUCCUUGUGAGCCAUCGCCGUGUGGACUUAAUGCAGAGUGUUCUGAACGAAACGGAGCGGGCGCAUGCAGAUGUAUUGAAUCGUAUGUCGGCAACCCAUACGAAGGAUGUCGCCCAGAAUGUGUCAUAAAUACAGACUGCCCACCCAUGUUAGCUUGCAUUCAAAACAAGUGCAAAAAUCCUUGCCCUGGUGUGUGUGGAUCAAAUGGCAUUUGUCAAGUUGUGAAUCAUCUACCCACAUGUUAUUGUCCUCCAGGACUAACUGGCAAUCCAUACUCCUACUGCGUACCACAAUUGGAAGAUCAAAUUAAACCGGCGCCGUGUAAUCCGUCUCCAUGCGGACCGAAUAGUCAAUGUCGAGAGGUGAACUCUCAAGCAGUAUGCAGCUGCUUAUCUGAAUUUAUUGGUUCUCCACCAAACUGCCGGCCGGAAUGCACGAUUAAUAGCGAAUGCCAGACAGAUAAAGCAUGCAUAAAUCGCAAGUGUGUUAAUCCCUGUGUUGGUCAAUGUGCUAGAAAUGCUAUUUGUAGGGUAAUAUCACAUAAUCCGAUAUGCUCCUGCCAAGAACGGUUUACUGGAGAUCCUUUUACCAACUGUAUCCCGAUUGUAGAGUCGAUUUCACCGCCACCUGCAGAAGUCAACCCGUGCAUCCCGUCGCCGUGUGGACCGAAUUCAGAAUGCCAAGUAUACGGAGGCAGCGCUCGAUGCACUUGUUUACCGAACUACAUAAGUUCACCACCUCGAUGCAGGCCGGAAUGUGUGACCAGCGCGGAAUGUAGUGCUGCAACUGCUUGCAUCAACAACCGCUGCGCGGAUCCGUGUCCCGGAGCUUGUGGUCUCCGUGCCCAAUGCAGCGUCGUUAACCACCUGCCGAUCUGUUCAUGUAUACCUGGUAAUACUGGGGAUCCGUUCGUUGCCUGUCACGAUAUCCCGCCCAAAGAUCCAAUAGAUCCGUGUUCUCCCUCCCCAUGUGGUUCUAAUGCAGUCUGCCGAGAUGGCACCUGCACAUGUUUACCUGAAUAUCAGGGUGAUCCUUAUUUCGGUUGCCAUCCUGAAUGCGUUUUGAACACCGAAUGUCCACGCGACAAAGCAUGUAUGAACAAUAAAUGCAAGGAUCCUUGCGUUGGAACAUGUGGCAGCGGCGCUAUUUGUGAAGUUUUCAAUCAUAUUCCUAUGUGUUCUUGCCCACCGGGCUAUACUGGAUCGCCAUUCUCGUACUGUACUGAAGUUAUUGACAUGCCAACCAACUUAUGUCAGCCGUCCCCGUGUGGGCCCAACAGUCAGUGCAGAGAAGUAAAUGGAAACGCGGUGUGUGUGUGUAUUCAAGGCUACAUAGGUAGUCCUCCAAAUUGUCGACCAGAAUGUACAAUAAGCGCCGAAUGUAGGUUAAAUCGUGCUUGCUCUAAUCAAAAAUGCAUUGAUCCAUGCCCAGGAGCAUGCGGUCGCAACACUCAAUGCAUAGUGGUGAACCACAAUCCAGUGUGUACUUGUUUGGCUGGAUAUUCAGGCGAUCCAUUUUCAUAUUGCCAAUUUAUUCCUCCAGCACCGCCAGUGAAUGUUAACCCAUGCCUACCGUCUCCUUGUGGGCCAAAUUCACAAUGCAAUGAAAAUGGUGAAAAUUACGUUUGCACAUGCUUACCCGAAUUUGUUGGCACACCACCCAAUUGCCGACCCGAAUGUACUAGUAACACUGAAUGUGCUUUGAACAUGGCAUGUAUCAAUAGGAAGUGUGUAGACCCUUGCAUCGGCUCAUGUGGCGUGAACGCUGAAUGUAGAGUUGUAAGCCAUACACCGAUAUGCUUAUGUCAAAAUGGAUAUACUGGUGAUCCGUUUCUGACGUGCACUUACCUUGAAGUUGUUGCUACGGAACUGGAACGCCCUACACCGUGCAUUCCUUCUCCAUGCGGUUUUAACGCAGAAUGCCGUGAACAAUACAACGCCGGGUCUUGUACUUGCCUAGAAGGUUAUUUCGGAAAUCCAUAUGAGGCCUGUAAGCCAGAAUGCGUACUUAACUCGGACUGUCCGGCUAAUCUAGCUUGCCGAAAUAAUAAAUGCUAUGAUCCCUGUCCUGGUACUUGCGGACUAAAUGCGCUAUGCAAUGUAAUCAACCAUAUUCCGAGCUGCUCUUGUCCAGAUCAAUAUUACGGGGAUCCUUACAAAAUAUGCACAUUUAAGCUUCAAUCUGAAAUACAUGAUCCCUGUGAUCCAUCACCAUGCGGGCCUAAUAGUCAAUGCAGAUCUCAAAAUGGGUUGUCUAUCUGCACGUGCUUGGAUGGAUACCAAGGAUCACCUCCAAUGUGCCGGCCAGAAUGUUUAACCAGCUCGGAAUGUCCCAUGGAUAAGGCCUGUGAAAAUCUUAAGUGUGUCAAUCCAUGCCCGAAAGGCUGCGGUGUUAAUUCAGACUGCAGAGUUAUUAAGCAUAACGCCAUUUGUACAUGCAGACAAGGUUAUACUGGAGAUCCAUUCUCACAAUGUUACGUGUCUCCAAUACCAGAACGGCCGCCCAUGGUUCCGGUUAACCCAUGCAUACCUUCACCAUGUGGUUCGAACGCCAUAUGCCGUGACAUCGGUGGCAUCCCUUCGUGCACAUGCAAUGUUGGAUACCUAGGCAGCCCACCGAACUGCAAACCGGAAUGUGUUGCUAAUGCCGAAUGUAGCAAUGACAGAGCGUGCAUAAACAUGAAAUGCGAAAAUCCAUGUUUAGGCUCAUGCGGACUGAAUGCUGUCUGUAAUGUAAUCAAUCACAUGCCUAUGUGUUCGUGUUUAGAAGGUUAUCAAGGAGAUCCCUUUGCCAUUUGCAACCUUAAACCCUCAGAACCCCCACAAAAGACAGAUCCUUGUAAUCCAACACCGUGUGGGGCUAAUGCUCAAUGCAAUAACGGUAUAUGUACAUGUCUCGCUGAAUACUCCGGAGAUCCAUAUUUCGGCUGCCGUCCUGAGUGCGUGCUGAGCUCUGACUGCCCUCUGGACAAGGCUUGCGUGCGUUCCAAAUGCGUUGACCCAUGCCGAAACAUGUGCGGUGUUAAUGCGGAGUGCAACGUUUACAACCAUGUUGCAGUAUGCAGUUGCCCGGCUAGUAUGACGGGUAAUGCUUUCAGCCAAUGCAGCAUAAUCGAAAAACCAACAAAUAGACCUUGUGAACUUUCUCCAUGCGGGCCUAACAGUAACUGCAGAGAAAUUAACGAGCAAGCUGUAUGUGCGUGCUUACCAAAUUAUGUUGGAAAUCCACCUAAUUGUCGCCCCGAAUGUAUUCAAAGCUCAGACUGUGCUCCAUCGCGUGCGUGUAUUAAUCAAAAAUGUGAAGAUCCAUGCCCGGGAUCAUGUGGAAGUAAUGCUAUCUGUAAUGUUAUAAAACAUAAUCCUAUCUGCAGCUGUCCUGACAGAUACACUGGUUCUCCGUUCUCCCAUUGCUAUGUAUUUGUUCCGGAAGAACUACCACCGUCUGACCCAUGUGUACCUUCCCCAUGCGGACAGAAUAGUAUUUGCAAACCAACUAACGGCGGUUCAUCUUAUGUAUGUACAUGUCAGCCGACAUUUGAAGGUACCCCGCCACAGUGUCGUCGAGAAUGUACAAGCAAUGAUGAUUGUUCAAUGGACAAAGCAUGCAUAAACUAUCAAUGUAAAGACCCCUGUCCAGGAUCUUGUGGACUCAACACAGUGUGCAUUGUACGGCUGCAUAGUCCCAUGUGUUCCUGUGAAGAAAGCUAUACUGGUGAUCCCUUUACAGCAUGUCACAGAAUACCAUUACCUGAACCGACAGACCCAUGUAAUCCAACGCCGUGUGGUGCUAAUGCCCAAUGUAAAGCUUCAAGAAACCAAGCUGCUGCAUGCAUAUGUGACCCUGAUUAUUAUGGAAAUCCUUACGAAGCAUGCAGGCCCGAAUGCGUUACACAAACAGAUUGUCCGUACAACAAAGCAUGCUUAAAGAAUAAAUGUGUUGAUCCUUGUCCCGGAACGUGUGGUGUUUCAGCCGUGUGUCAAGUUAUCAACCACAUCCCAUCAUGUAGUUGUACACCAGGAUACACUGGAAAUCCUUACGCAUAUUGCCACAUUAUAAUCAACACUCCGGAACCAACCAAAGAUACUUGUGUUCCAAACCCUUGUGGAAGCAAUUCAGUUUGCAAUAACAACAAUGGACAUGUGGCUUGCUCAUGUCAACCAGAUUUUCUGGGAGCUCCUCCAAAUUGCCGACCUGAAUGUACUGUAAACUCGGAGUGCGAAACAACAAAGAGUUGCUCAAGGCAGAAAUGUAUUAACCCAUGCUCAAAUGCUUGUGGACAAAACGCUGAGUGCAGAGUAGUCAACCAUGCUCCUAUUUGCUCUUGCCGACCAGGUUUUCAAGGAGAUCCGUUCAUCAGAUGCGUAGUAGUUGACAAAACUCCACCAUCUGAAGUGAACCCAUGCAUACCAUCUCCCUGUGGACCAAACGCUCUCUGCCAAAUUGUAAAUCAAGCACCUGUGUGCACUUGUAUUAACAACUACAUCGGAACGCCUCCAAACUGUAGGCCUGAAUGCACAGUAAACUCAGACUGUCCCAGUACUAUGGCUUGCAUGAAUCAAAAGUGUCGUGACCCUUGUCCCGGCUCGUGUGGACUACAGACCGUGUGUCAAGUUUAUCAACAUGCUGCUGUAUGUACCUGCAAAGAGGGUUUCACUGGAAAUCCAUUCCAGAAUUGUUACAUCCAAGAACAUAUAGAACCCCAACCAACUGUAUACGAUGAAUGCAAUCCAAGCCCUUGUGGAGCUAACGCUGAUUGUAGAGAUGGCCAAUGCACCUGUAGACCAAAAUAUUUCGGCAACCCCUACAUGAGCUGCCAGCCCGAAUGCACACACAAUUCUGACUGUGCGCCUCAUCUUUCAUGCAUUAAUAAUGAGUGUAAAAACCCAUGCGCAAAUAUUUGUGGUCAAGGUGCCGUUUGCGAAGUUUAUAAUCACAUACCAAUGUGUAGUUGUCCUUCUAAUACAACAGGAAAUGCAUUCUUCUCUUGCACUCCUAUUACAUCUAUAUCCAUCAGAAAAGACCCUUGCACGCCUUCACCUUGUGGACCAUACAGCGUAUGUCGAGCAAUAAAUGAGCAAGCGAUUUGCUCGUGUUUAAUGGGAUACAUUGGCGCACCACCUUCGUGUAGGCCGGAGUGCACUGUCGAUUCAGACUGUACAAGUUUCAUGGCCUGCUCCAAUCAGAAAUGUAAUAAUCCUUGCGCAGGCUCUUGUGGCCUUAACGCAGAAUGCAGAGUGCACAACCACAAACCAAUAUGCUAUUGCCCAAAUGGCUUUACUGGUGAUCCAUUCACCAGAUGUGCCAUUGUUGUGGACCGUGAUCAACCACCAAGAAAGGCUCCAUGUGAACCAUCGCCCUGUGGUCCUAAUUCCAUCUGUCGAGCCGCAAAUGAUGCACCGUCAUGUUCCUGCUUAACAGGUUUCAUUGGAACACCUCCAUUCUGCCGUCCUGAAUGCGUCGCAAACAGUGAAUGUACUUUCGAUAAGGCUUGUAUCAAUAACAAAUGUGUAGACCCAUGCCCUGGUGCUUGUGGACAAAACGCCAUAUGCCGCGUCAUCAGUCAUUCACCUCAAUGUGUUUGCCAACCAGGAUACGAAGGAAACUCCUUUGAUCAAUGUCUACCAAUUAAAGUACCACAUCGGAAACCACCCACCUCAACUCAACCAUGUGUGCCUAAUCCUUGCGGGCCAAACGCGAUUUGUCAAGAACGUAACGAUGUGGGCAGCUGCACCUGUCUUAGUGGCUACUUCGGUAAUCCAUAUGAAGGUUGCCGGCCAGAAUGUUUAAUUAACUCUGAUUGUCCAGAAAAUCUCGCAUGCACAAAUAACAAAUGUCAAAAUCCAUGCCCUGGCUUAUGUGGAUCAAAUACUCGGUGCGAAAUGGUCAAUCAUUAUCCUAUGUGUGUUUGCCUCGAUCGACAUGUGGGAAAUCCUUAUGAUGGUUGCAUCUUGAGAGAAGAAUCACCUACUGAUCCUUGCACCCCAUCUCCUUGUGGAGCAUACAGCACGUGCAAAGCAUUGAACGGUCAAGCUAUGUGCACAUGUUUACCACAAUAUUUCGGCAGCCCUCCUAAUUGUCGACCCGAGUGUGUAACAAACCCUGAAUGCCCACCAAACAAAGCUUGCAUAAGACAAAAAUGUAUAGAUCCAUGCAUUGGAACGUGCGGAGAAAAUUCACAAUGUCGAGUACAUUAUCAUAGUCCUUAUUGCACCUGUGCCCCUGGCUUUGAAGGAGAUCCAUUUGUAAGAUGCAUCAAACCAGUAGCAUCUCCACCACCAAAACCACCUGUAUGUGAACCUAGCCCUUGCGGUAGAUAUGCUACAUGCAGAGACGUUGGUGGGUCAGCUAUUUGUAGUUGUUUACAAGGUUACACCGGUGCGCCGCCGAAUUGCGCACCCGAAUGUACAAUUAAUGAGGAUUGUCCCAAUGACAAGGCAUGUGUGCGAGAAAAGUGUGUCAACCCAUGUCGUGGGUCCUGCGGGACAUUUGCUGACUGUCGAGCAAUGAAUCAUCUUGCUAUUUGUACGUGCCCAGCCGGUUAUAGCGGCAAUCCGUUUGUCAAUUGCUAUCCGUUUAAAGAACCUCAAAAAGAUUUACCGCUAGAUCCCUGUGCGCAAUCUCCAUGUGGAAUCAAUGCAAUGUGUUCUAACGGUUCUUGUUCAUGUAUCCCCGGAUAUCAAGGAAACCCAUUUAUUGAAUGUCGACCUGAAUGUAUAAACGAUAAUGAAUGCUCGAAACAACAGGCCUGUGUUAAUUAUAAAUGUGUCAACCCAUGCAAAAAUGCUUGUGGCUUAGAUGCAAUUUGUAACGUUUACAACCACAUUGCGAUUUGCGAAUGUCCCGUUCCUCUACAAGGUGAUCCAUUUAUUGCAUGUCGCCCUGUCGUAGCUCCAACGGUAACUGACCCCUGCACUCCAAAUCCAUGUGGUCCAAACAGCAUUUGCCGAGCACAGGGCACCGUGGCGCAUUGUUCUUGCCGGCCACCCGCGCUUUCCGAUCCGACCAGUUGCCGCCCCGAGUGCCGCGCUGACUCCGACUGUCCAGCAGAUCGCGCCUGCCGAAAUAACAAAUGUCGCGACCCUUGUCCUGGCGUAUGCGGCCUCCGAGCUCAUUGCCAAACUAGAAUGCAUUUACCCAUUUGCUCUUGUCCAAUAAACUUCAUUGGAGAUCCAUUUGUUCGUUGUUCACCAGCACCCACAGACGUAGAGUCUAAGGUUGUCUCACGAUGUCCCGACUGCGGGCCGAACGCAGACUGCAUCGAUGGCCAAUGUCGAUGCAGAACUAAUUACUUUGGAGCGCCUCCUUUCUGUCGCCCUGAAUGUCUAAGCUCCAGUGACUGCGAAUGGCGCCUUACUUGCGUCAAUCGUCGCUGCAUGGACCCUUGCCCCGGCGCGUGCGGUCGUGGCGCGAUCUGUUCGCCUGUCUCCCAUGAACCUCGCUGCGAAUGUCCCCCCUCUACUACUGGAAACCCUCUUGUUGAAUGUCGUCCAAUUAGUGAUAUCCAGAAACCAAAAGACGAUCCUUGCUAUCCGUCGCCCUGCGGGCCUGGAGCGAUCUGUCGCACGAGAGGCACAGGCGCAUCUUGCGAAUGUGAACCAGGACUUCGCGGUGACCCGUACACGGGUUGUCGACCGGAAUGUUUGGCGGACUCGGACUGUUCACCUUCGCGCGCUUGCGUACGUUCUCACUGUCGUGACCCUUGCAUCGGCAGUUGCGGAAUAGGAGCAGAUUGCGAAACCUUCAACCACCUACCGACUUGUUCUUGUCCACCGGGAACAAGGGGCAAUCCUUUUGUACGAUGUGAAGAAGUGCUCAAAUCGGUGCCACCGUGCGAUCCGUCCCCUUGUGGUCCAGGAGCUUUGUGCACUGCCGUCGAUGAAAAUGCGGUGUGCUCAUGCCCGCAAGGCACCAGCGGCGAUGCAGCCGCAGGUGGCUGUCGACCCGAGUGCGUCGUCAGCUCAGAGUGCCCGCGCGAUCGUACUUGUGUGCGAAACCGGUGCGUCGACCCCUGCAUCGGCGCAUGCGGCAACGGUGCAGAGUGUCGUGUGUUUGAUCAUGCGCCAAUUUGCUCCUGCCCACCACCAACAACUGGAAAUCCAUUCCUAGGAUGUAGACAGUUGGAUGUGCAACCCAGUAAGGGCCCAUGCGAUCCUAACCCAUGUGGACCACACGGAACAUGCCGCAACGGUUUCUGCACCUAUCCGGAAUGUAUUGUUAACGAUGACUGCUCUGGAGACCGCGCUUGCAUUAAUCAAAAAUGUACUGAUCCUUGCGUCGGAGCUUGUGGAUUAAAUGCGAUUUGUUCUGGCGUGCGGCACUCGGCGGUUUGCUCAUGUCCCAACGGUUACACGGGCUCUCCAUUUGUACGUUGCGAACGGAUCAUCAUGCCCACACCCACACCCGCACCUGUACCAGAAUGCAUCAGAGAUGACCAGUGCGCCGACAAUGCCGCAUGCGUCGACUCUCGUUGCUCUCCCGUAUGCGGACCCUCAAAUUGCGGCCUCAACGCACGUUGCAUAGCUAGACAGCAUAGAGCUCGCUGUGCUUGCUUGCCAGGAUACGAAGGCGACGCAUAUACUGGCUGUUAUUCAGUUCAAUGUCACAGCAACAACGACUGCCCAUACGACGAGAGUUGCGAUGGCGGGUCUUGCGUAAAGGUGUGUCCGCGAAUUCGUUGUGGCACGGAGGCGCAUUGCGUCGCGCGUGGACACGUUGCCACCUGCGAAUGUGACAGCGGAGCUCGCGGCAACCCGUGGACGGCCUGCCAUAGAGCCGAAUGUACGGUAGACGACGACUGUGCCACGUGGCUGGCGUGCCGUGGAGGCACUUGUCAGAACCCUUGUCCCGGAGCUUGUGCGCCGGACGCGGUGUGCACUGUCACUCGCCAUUCACCAAUCUGCGAAUGCCCGCGCGGCACUGUAGGCAACCCGAACGUUGAAUGCCGACGAGUUAUUGAUGACGUGGAAUGUGAAACUGACGCUGGCUGCGGCCCUGAUUUGGCAUGUCUGCAAGGCAAAUGCAAGAACCCUUGCGACGCUACCUCAUGCGGGAGAGGCGCCGUGUGUCGUGUCGCCAAUACUCUGCCGUUCCGGACACUAGUAUGCGAAUGCCCUAAACCACUAACGGGUGACGCGUCCGUCCAAUGUAGUCCAAGAGGUGAAUGCAACGAGGACUCAGAGUGCGGGGACGAGGAGACGUGUUCCUCAAAGCGGUGCGUCCCGGUGUGCGGGCCCGGCGCGUGCGGCGUGGGCGCCGAGUGCCGCGGCCGCGCGCAUCGCGCCUCUUGUACUUGCUUGCCGCCGUUACAGGGCGAUGCUCGAGUUGCCUGUUUGCCAGGUCUUCCAGACGUUCAAUGUACAGCGGAUUCAGAAUGCGGCUCCGCGGAAGCGUGUGUAAAUCGGCAAUGUGUGUCAGCGUGCGCUGGAGCGUGCGGCACCGGCGCCUUGUGUGAGGCCACGCUGCACCGCGCGCGCUGCCACUGCCCGCCCGGUACAGCCGGAGACCCAGCCCGCACUUGUUAUACACCUGAGUGCACAUCAGAUGACAAUUGUCCAUUUGACAAGACCUGCAUUAACGGAUAUUGCCAAGACCCAUGUAUACUCGGAUCACCUUGCGCUCGGGAUGCGACUUGCCAGGCCAUCGCUCACGUGGCUACGUGCCGUUGCCCGGCGGGAACGCAGGGCGACCCACGACGAGCUUGCAUCUCCGCCGUCUGCCACUAUAACGAGGACUGUGAUGAUACGCAGAUCUGCGACCGCCUCAAUAGAGUUUGCCGCCCCGCUUGUUCCGACAGCGCUUGCGCGCCUGGAGCACUAUGUACAGCUCAAAGACAUCGUUCGAUCUGCUCGUGUCCACCUGGGCGCUCCGGUGAUCCUUACUCGCUUGGUUGUACCUCUUACGACGUCGGCCCCGAAUGCACAAGCGACUCCGAGUGCUCGGCUCCACUGGCGUGCGUUAACACUCGCUGCGUGGAUCUGUGCGUGGGCAACCCAUGCGAAACCGGGCUUGUGUGUAAAACGGUCGAUGUAUUGCCAUUGCGCGCUGUGGCUUGUGUCUGUCCGGAUGGAGGACGUGUGGCCCCCGAUAGUGGCUGCCGCGCGCCACCGGAUGCAGAGUGCUCAGCAGAUUCAGACUGCGCCAAUAGUCAAACUUGUCGCCGCGGCAGCUGUGUCGAAGCUUGCAGAGCCGACCCGUGCGGACUCAACGCCCUUUGCGAAUCAAUCGACCAUGCCUCCCGUUGUUCAUGCCCACCUGAAUACACUGGAAACCCAAGAACAGAAUGCAACUUAGAACCCAGGCUACCAUCUAUAUGGGAGUGUUAUAACGAUGACGAAUGCGGCCCAGAGCGUGCCUGCGAGGAUCGUCGAUGCGUAAACCCAUGUAGCUCUGCUUGUGGCGAAGGCGCACUGUGUAGAGUCAUUGACCAUAAGGCGCAAUGUUCUUGCCCUAGAGGAUUCUCAGGCGAUGCUCGUGUUAGAUGUCAACCACCAUCAGACGUUCAAGUGGUUCCAGUGGGAUGCAAGGCCAACUCGGACUGUCCCCUGUCUCAAGCGUGCAUAAAUGGCGCUUGCGCUGAACCGUGUGCGUGUGGAUCACAUGCAGAGUGCAAUGUUGUACGACACCAUCCCGUAUGUUACUGCGAAGAAGGCUACUCUGGCAACCCGUACAUCGGAUGCACUAAAGUUGGAUGUUCAUCGGACUCUGAAUGUCCUGACAGCGAUACAUGCUACAACGGCGCUUGCGUCAAUCCUUGUAUUGUUGAGGCUCCAUGCUCCAUAAGCGCCGAAUGUUUCGGCAGAAAUCAUCGAGCAAACUGUCGCUGUCCAGCUGGCACAAAUGGCAAUCCAUACACCAGAUGUCAACCAGUUGAAUGCGAAAUCAAUGCCGAUUGCAACGAUGACAGCGUUUGCAUGAAAGGAGUUUGCCGACAUGCCUGUUCUACAGAAGGACGCAGCCCAUGCGCAAGUAAUGCAGAGUGCUUCGCACGAAACCACGCUGCAUCUUGUAAGUGUCCUCCAGCACUUCCUAUAGGCGAUCCUCUAACACACUGCGAAAAAGUAGUCAUUGGACCAGAAUGCUUAAUGGACAGCGAUUGCCCAAGUGGCCAAGCGUGCCUCAGAGAUCAAUGUCGUGAAGCUUGCGCUGAAUUACAACCAUGCCAGGCUAAUGCAAGGUGCACAGUAUCUGAUAGUGUGCCUUUCCGCACAUUGAUAUGCCGUUGUACCGAAGGCUACAUUCCGGAUGUCGGCGGCGCCUGCAGACCUACACAACUGCCUGCUCCUAGUUGUUCAUCUGACGAUGACUGCAGCGAUAAUGAAUCAUGCGUUAACAGGAUUUGUCGGAAUCCAUGUAAUUGUGGUGAAAAUGCCGAAUGCUUUGUACGCAAUCAUCGUCCGGUAUGCUCAUGCCGCGAGGGCUUUGACGGAAAUCCUUAUCAAACUUGCCGCACUGUUGGUUGUCGCUCCAAUUCAGAAUGUGAAUCAAAUCAAGCAUGUGUAAAUGGAAAUUGUGUUAGCCCAUGCUUAUUGAACAGUAACUGUGGACCAAAUGCUGAUUGUUACGUUGAAAGAAACCAACCACUCUGCCGUUGUCGACCUGGAUUCGAAGGAGACGCAUAUGAAGGAUGUAAUGCGAUAGAAUGUAGAUCAAAUGGAGACUGUCCUCUAGACAAAGAAUGCCGCAGCCACAGAUGCAUUAAUCCAUGUUAUUCGAAAACGAAUUGCGGAACCAACGCAGUUUGCUUAGUGCGCAAUCAUAUUGCAGUUUGUAAAUGUGAACAAGGAUUUAUUGGAAGUCCCUAUGUAGAAUGUAAGCCUGAAAUUAUAGCAGAAUGUUUCGUUGAUGCAGAUUGCCCACCUAAAUCAGCAUGUUUAUCAUCGAGAUGUGUUAAUCCUUGUUCAGUGCUUAAACCAUGCGCCUCACCGGCGCAGUGUGAAGUCUCUCCCACAUUGCCUGUUCGCACUAUGAUCUGUACCUGUCCACCUGGUUACAUCAGCAGCGGAGGAGGCUUAUGCCGCCCAUUCACUACUUUCUCGGAUGUCGCUUGUGAAAUUGAUACUAACUGCACGUCUAAUCACGCCUGCAUAACUUCGGUUUGUCAGAAUCCAUGUGAAUGUGGUCCAAACACAGAUUGUCAAAUUAAAAAUCAUAAACCGGUAUGCGCUUGUCGACCAGGAUUCAUCGGCGAUGCUCGCACUGGGUGCUAUGAUGUUCUUUGCCGAUCAGACUCACAAUGUUCAGACGACGAAACUUGCAUCAAUAACCGCUGUAUUCCAGCCUGUUCAGUGGACGGCGAAAUAUGUGGAACGUCGGCCGAAUGUUACGGAAACAACCAUCGAGCUUCUUGCCGCUGUAAAAUCGGAACUGCCGGUAAUCCGUCUAUUGGCUGUACGCCUAUUGGUUGUAGGACGAACUCGGACUGCCCGUCGGAUAGAUUGUGUGUUAACUCACAGUGCAUAGAACCCUGUACAGCAAACACCUGCGAACAACCUGCAGAGUGCAGAGUGCAUCUUUACGAGGUGCACUGUGUCUGCCCACCCGGUUACCAGAGCACAGACCAAGGUUGCACUAAAACGACGGAACCCCAGUGCACUACCGAUUCAGAAUGUCCAGCAGGAACCGCGUGUCUAAAUGCUAAGUGCGUCGAACCAUGUCUCGAGACAAGCCCGUGUGGGAAUAACGCUGAAUGUAGAGUGGUCGACUCGCUUCCUGUUAGGACAAUGGUUUGCGAAUGCUUACCAGGAUAUAGAGGAAAUGCUUUAGUGGAAUGCACCCCAAAUAUACCACCUACCGCGGUAUGCAUAGAAGGGCAAGGAAUGGAUGCGAACGGUGAAUGCGUUCCAUGCCGCGAAUCAGAGGGCCGCAUUGUGGACUCACGCGGACGCUGCGUAUGCGACGCAAGUCGCGGCAUUGUUCUGCGUGGCGACAAGUGCUUGCCUAUUGCGAGCUGUAGCUCCGACAACGACUGCGACUACCGCGCCACAUGUCGCAACAGCGUCUGCAUACCAGCCUGCGAUGCUGAGCCCUGCGGGUUACACGCCAUCUGCACCGCACAGGGGCAUCGCUCCAUUUGCACAUGUGCCAACGGUUACACUGGAAAUCCGAAAGAACACUGCAACGCUACCACUCCUAACUAUCGUACGGACUUCCCAUUGCCGGACAUGCAAGUGCAUUGUCUCGCUGACGCUGUGAAAGUGAGCCUGAAAAUCAAGGACUUUAAUGGAGUUUUGUACGUAAAGGGAUACAGCAAAGAUGAACGCUGUAGACUAGUUGUACAUAUCCCCGAGCACGAAGAACUGAUUGAUUUCACUGUGCACUUCGGGGACUGCGGUUUAGUGCACGUUAAUGGCAUGGCCAGCUUCGUGCUCGUGAUGCAGAUUCACCCAACACUGCUAACAUCAAACGCAAAGGCAUUCCACAUCAAGUGCAUAUACCAGACGGGUGAAAAGAACGUAACGCUGGCGUUCAAUGUGUCAAUGUUAACUACAGCUGGUACAAUUGCAAAUACUGGCCCACCACCCACGUGUUCAAUGCGCAUCGUCUCAAGGACUGGUGACGAAGUAAGCUCUGCGGAGAUCGGAGAGAACCUCGUCUUACAAGUUGAUGUCCAACCGUCAAGUAUAUACGGCGGUUUCGCGCGCAGCUGUAUCGCGAAGACGAGCGAAGCAUCGACGAACGUGGAGAACGAGUACACGGUGACGGACGCGGACGGCUGCGCAACGGACGCCACCAUUUUCAACGAUUGGGAGCGCAGCGAGGACGGCAGCGCGCUACGCGCCGCCUUCAACGCCUUCAAGUUCCCAAGCAGCGACAACAUACGCUUCCAGUGCAACAUACGAGUCUGCUUUGGAAAAUGUCAACCGGUUAAUUGCCGCGGCGCUGAUGCCUACGGCAAACGAAGAAAACGAGAAGCGAUCGACACCGAUGGCCCUCUGUCGACCAGAGAGGACCAAAUUCGAGAAGAAGUUAAGGUCGAAUCGAAUCAGAUAUUAACAUUAGAAAGACGCGAUCCGUCUCGUGUUGCGCGUCAGCGCGAUGCGUCCGGCGGCAGCGGGGACCCGGCGGCCGGCGCCGGCGAGGUGUGCGUGUCGGCGGCCGGGCUGGCGGUGGCGUUGGCGCUGACAGCGCUGCUAGCGCUCGUGGCGGUAGCGGCGGCCGUGGCGUGCUGGCUGGUGGCGUGGCGACGCGCGAGGCCUCCGCCCGCGCCGCUACCACACCCGCCUGACUUCCCGAACCCUCUGUUCCAGCGCUAAGACACACUACUACUAGUCCUCGCCCCGCUCCUCCGCCGGCGCUGGGCGGUGUCGGCUCCUUUCUUCUUACUCACUUAGCUUUAAUAUGUGCGCGCCGUCGGAGGACCGCCGGGCUAGGGCGCCGGGAGCGCCGCGCGGCUUCAUACCGCGCCCCUCGCUUGCGCUACCAGCGCCCUUUUUAGAUUUAUAUUGUAUCUAUAUUAACGUAGAAUCGUCAAAUACUUCGAAUUUUGUGAUAUUCAUAAAACAUAAUAUACACUGAAAGAAAUCACCAGAUUUUUAUGUAAAAUAAACUUAGGUUAAGGAAAAUAAACAAUUAAUAAAUAA